Molecule: messenger RNA, 46480 nt
Organism: Coregonus sp. 'balchen'
Lineage: Eukaryota; Metazoa; Chordata; Actinopteri; Salmoniformes; Salmonidae
Source: the annotation of a GenBank genome assembly
AUGAAUGAAAGGGUGUUGGAGACACAGAGAGAGCGAAAGAGGGUGGAGACAUAUAGAGAGGCGGGUGGGAGGUCGUGAGAGAGGGAGGGAGGGAGGGAGGGAGGGAGGGAGGGAGGGGAGGGAGAGAGCGAGAGGAAGGGGGGAGAGAGAGAGGGAGUGAGGCUGUUGUUUUAAGAUCAGUAUGGAUGAGUGCGUUUACCCUCUCUGGGGAGGGGACCCGUUGGCUCUCUCUGUCUGUCAUUCCACUCAUUUAUGCCUCGCUCCGAGGGAGAGGUAAAGGGCACUGUGUUUGUCUGGGGGGGGGGGGGGGGGGGGGGUAAUGCUAUUUUCAUCAUUGAAUGCAUAUCUUUUUCCACCCGCUUCCUCAUUUUACCUUUUUCUUUGUCCUCUCCAUCUCGUUUUUCUGCCUGCCUCCCAUCUUUCUUCUACUCCCCCUCUAUUUCUGCUCCAUGUAAACUCUGGCGUGUGACUUACGGUAGUGUUGUUUUUUGGUAGUGUUGUGUCUAAUAGAGGACGUUAUAAAUUCAAUUUUCAGCCUCAUCGGUAGACCACUGGUCGUUCCCUUUUGGACGGCCACCAAGGUCUACACUGCCAUUUACUAUCAACCCUAGGCUUAUUGAGCCUCUGACGGUAAACGGUAGAAGAUGACAUUAUCUGAUACGGCUGGUUUUUGUGUUUUAAACUGUUUAAACAACACAUCCACUAAAAUGUGACCGAAAUGAAGCUAAAAUGGCAGAUAAGAAUGUCCAUGUAUCAGCGAUAACCAUAUAAGGGGGUGGUUUUCCGGACUCAGAUCAAGCCUAGUCCUGGACUAAAAAGCAUUUUCAAUUGAAAAUCUCAAUUGAAAAUGCUUUUAAAUCCAGGAUUAGGCUUAAUCUGUGUACGGAAAACCACCCCAAGGAGUAAUGAUAGUUUAGUUUAUUUCACCCGGUUACUCCUCUCCGAAACUACCAUCACUGUUUUUGGGAACCAUAUAUUGUACUGCACAUGGGAAGUUUAUCUACUAAAACUAGAAUAGAGGUGAUUGGGAGGCAAGAUCCCCACAGGUUAAGUUUGGAAUCUGCCUAAAAUGCUUAUUUUUACCUGUGUGUGCGUGUGUGCACGCGCAUGCGUGUGUGUGUGCGUGCGUCUCUGUCUGUGCAUGUGUGUGUGUGUGCCUCUCAAACAGCAGGUGUAGCCAAAGUGUGUUACACUAAUGUCAUCCUGUGGCCGUCCUCCAGCUAAAAGCCAGGAGCUGUCUCCUCUACACUUCUCUCAAUGUCACCUUUCCCUCUCUCUUCCACUUUCCUCUCUCCUCCUCUCCCAGGCGCUCUCUCUCGGUUUGUCAUUUUUCAUCAUCUGUCUGUGUUUCCUAAUCUCUGUCCUUUCUCCUGUCUGUGUCUCAAUUCAUCAUCUCAACUUGGGUCUUGUGCUGAAGGUUUCUAAGUCACUGAUAUAGAGAACAGUAGGAAUAGAUGAUCACAGACACUGACAGAGGGAAGGGGGGAGGGGGUUAUCCCUUCUUCCAUCCCUCCAUCCAUCCACCCAUCCAUCCAUUCCUCCAUCCAUCCAUCCAUCUGUCAUGAAUCCUGCUUCCUGAGUCUGUUUCUGCCUGAGUUGCCUGUUUUCUGUCUUGGAGUCUGUCUCCUGAAGGUUCCUGAACGCACCCUGUCUGGUUGCCGGGCGAUGAAGCUAGGCGGGAGAUCUCUCGAUUACCCGCACCUGCAUCUCAUCAGCUAUCUGCACACCUGGUCCUGAUCAUCACCUCUUCACUUCAUAAGCUCUGACCUGACAUCCAUUCCCUGCCGGAUCGUUAGCCAUGAACAGUAUGUUGUGUCAGCGUAUCAGCCUCAAGUUUUCUAGAGUUAGUUUUGUUGUUUUGUAUUCUCCCGGAACAUUCACUCCACCCUUGCCUGGUCGUCGGUGGGUUCUGUAACAUCAUUGGAUCUGCCUAUUCACUUCCACCAACUCACCUCCGCUGCCCGCUCCGUCUCCUGAAUUAUCCUGCUUCCACAUUUGAGUCGUUAAAUAAAUACUCCCCUUCUGUCUACUCACCUUGUCCUGGUCUGCUUCUAGGUUCUGCUUUAGAGAAUCGUGACAGAACGAUCCGGCCAAGGAUGAACCCAGCGGACUUGGACUCCGUUCACAUUGCCAUUACCCAUCAGGAGAAGAUGUUGGGAAAACACAGCACGGCGCUACAGGAGAUAGCGUUGUCGGUUCGGAACUUUUCUGCCAGUCUGACGAGUAUCCAGGCUCAGCUCAGUUUGCCGGCGGAGAAUCCACCACCUGUUUCACUCCUCUCGCCUGCCGCUUCUGGAGCUGUUCCCUUCCGUGAGCCCAAGGUUCCGACGCCAGAUAAGUAUGAAGGGGAUUUGGGAAGAUGCCGUUCUUUUCUUAUGCAGUGUGGAUUGGUGUUUGAUCUGCAGCCCAACUCUUAAGCCACAGACAAGGCCAGGAUAGCUUUUGUAAUUGGACUGCUGCGUGGAAGAGCCCUGGAGUGGGCUUCAGCCGUAUGGGAACGACAGGAGACCUGCCUGGCGUCAUACCAGGAAUUCACGGCAGAGAUGAGGAGGCUUUUUGACCAUCCAGUCCGAGGUAAGGACGCAGCUAAGCGUCUGUUCUCGCUUUGCCAAGGAGCUCGCAGUGUAGCAGACUAUGUUAUUGAAUUCAGGACAUUGGCUGUGGAGAGUGGGUGGAAUGAGGAGUCACUACCAGCAAUUUUUUAUCAGGGGUUGUCGGAGCAACUCAAGGAUGAGCUGAUCUCCUAUCCUGAGACUAGUGACCUGGACAGUUUGGUUGCAUUAUCCAUUCGGGUAGAUAACAGAGUCCGAGAGAGAAGGAGGGAGAAGCAAUGGGGGCCGUCCAAUCACUCAGCUACUCGGUUACCAUUCGGGUCAGGAAGUGGACCAGAAUGUGCCGAUCAUUUUUCACCACACGGGAUUAGAGGAAGGGUCCUGCCUCCAGAUCCGGAACCCAUGCAAGUGGGGCGGCACGGGUUAACCAAGGAGGAGCGCCAACGUAGACGUGAGACCGACAGCUGCCUCUACUGUGGUAGCCCGGGACAUUACAUCUCCGCUUGUACCCAGCGCUCGUUAAACUGUCCUAAGUUUGGGAGGACUUUUAGCGAGCCAGUUUCAGCCUCUCAAUUGCCCUGUCCGACCCCGUUUUCCUGCAACCCUCAUGAACAAGAAUCAGAGUUUAGCGAUCAACGCGUUUAUUGAUUCAGGUGCCGAUGGCAGCUUUAUGGAUGCUGACUUGGUGGAACAGCUGGGGCUUUCCAAGGAGCAAUUACCGAAAGCCAUUGAAGCUACCACUCUGAACGGCAGUCUUUUGGCACGUAUCACUAUGAGGACUGAACCGGUGAAGAUGCUGUUGUCAGGGAAUCAUUCAGAGGUUAUCUCCUUCUUCAUUCUGCAUUCUCCCCAUGUUCCCCUGGUUCUUGGAUACCCCUGGCUGAGAGAACACAAUCCCACGUUCGAUUGGGUGACGGGUAAGGUAACUAGUUGGAGCAUUGAGUGUCAUGCCUUAGGACUGCCUGUUCCCAUGCUGUUCCCAGUCGGGUCAUUGAUUCUGCCCCCCCAGAUUUGUCCCUGGUUCCAGAGACAUAUCACGAUUUGGGUGAAGUGUUCAGUAAGCAGAAGGCUCUGUCACUUCCUCCCCACCGACCUUAUGAUUGUGCGAUUAAUCUGUUUCCUGGAGCUGCCUUUCCCAAGGGACGUUUAUUUAUUUUUUUAUUUCACCUUUAUUUAACCAGGUAAACCAGUUGAGAACAGGUUCUCAUUUACAACUGCGACCUGGCCAAGAUAAAGCAAAGCAGUGCAAUAAAAACAACACAGAGUUACAUAUGGGGUAAAAAAAACAUAAAGUCAAAAAUACAACAGAAAAUAUAUAUACAGUGUGUGCAAAUGUAGCAAGUUAUGGAGGUAAGGCAAUAAAUAGGCUAUAGUGCAGAAUAAUUACAAUAGUAUUAACACUGGAAUGCUAGAUGUGCAAGAGAUUAUGUGCAAAUAGAGAUACUGGGGUGCAAAAGAGCAAAAUAAAUAACAAUAUAGGGAUGAGGUAGUUGGGUGGGCUAAUUUCAGAUGGGCUGUGUACAGGUGCAGUGAUCGGUAAGGUGCUCUGACAACUGAUGCUUAAAGUUAUUGAGGGAGAUAAGAGUCUCCAGCUUCAGAGAUUUUUGCAAUUCGUUCCAGUCAUUGGCAGCAGAGAACUGGAAGGAAUGGCGGCCAAAGGAGGUGUUGGCUUUGGGAAUGACCAGUGAGAUAUACCUGCUGGAGCGCAGACUACGGGUGGGUGCUGCUAUGGUGACCAAUGAGCUAAGAUAAGGCGGGGAUUUGCCUAGCAGUGAUUUAUAGAUGGCCUGGAGCCAGUGGGUUUGACGACGAACAUGUAGUGAGGACCAGCCAACAAGAGCGUACAGGUCACAGUGGUGGGUAGUGUAUGGGGCUUUGGAGACAAAACGGAUGGCACUGUGACAGACUACAUCCAAUUUGCUGAGUAGAGUGUUGGAGGCUAUUUUGUAAAUGACAUCGCCGAAGUCAAGGAUCGGUAGGAUAGUCAGUUUUACGAGGGCAUGUUUGGCAGCAUGAGUGAAGGAGGCUUUGUUGCGAAAUAGGAAGCCGAUUCUAGAUUUAACUUUGGAUUGGAGAUUCUUUAUGUGAGUCUGGAAGUUGAGUUUACAGUCUAACCAGACACCUAGGUAUUUGUAGUUGUCCACAUACUCUAGGUCAGACCCGUCGAGAGUGGUGAUUCUAGUCGGGUGGGCGGGUGCCAGCAGCGUUCGAUUGAAAAGCAUGCAUUUAGUUUUACUAGUGUUUAAGAGCAGUUGGAGGCUACUGAAGGAUUGUUGUAUGGCAUUGAAGCUUGUUUGGAGGUUUGUUAACACAGUGUCCAAUGAAGGGCCAGAUGUAUACAAAAUGGUGUCGUCUGCGUAGAGGUGGAUCUGAGAGUCACCAGCAGCAAGAGCGACAUCAUUGAUAUACACGGAGAAAAGUGUCGGCCCAAGAAUUGAACCCUGUGGCACCCCCAUAGAGACUGGUCCAGACAACAGGCCCUCUGAUUUGACACACUGAACUCUAUCUGAGAAGUAGUUGGUGAACCAGGCGAGGCAGUCAUUUGAGAAACCAAGGCUAUUUAGUCUGCCAAUAAGAAUGCGGUGGUUGACAGAGUCGAAAGCCUUGGCCAGGUCGAUGAAGACGGCUGCACAGUACUGUCUAUUAUCAAUCGCGGUUAUAAUAUCGUUUAUGACCUUGAGCGUGGCUGAAGUGCACCCGUGACCAGCUCGGAAACCGGAUUGCAUAGCGGAGAAGGUACGGUGGUAUUCGAAAUGGUCGGUGAUCUGUUUGUUAACUUGGCUUUCAAAUACUUUCGAAAGGCAGGGCAGGAUGGAUAUAGGUCUGUAGCAGUUUGGAUCUAGAGUGUCACCCCCUUUGAAGAGGGGGAUGACCGCGGCAGCUUUCCAAUCUCUGGGGAUCUCAGACGUUAUGAAAGAGAGGUUGAACAGACUAGUAAUAGGGGUUGCGACAAUUUCGGCUGCUAGUUUUAGAAAGAAAGGGUCCAGAUUGUCUAGCCCAGCUGAUUUGUAGGGGUCCAGAUUUUGCAGCGCUUUCAAAACAUCAGCUGUCUGAAUUUGUGUGAAGGAGAAGCGGGGGGGGGGGGCAUGGGCAAGUUGCAGCAGAGGGUGCAGAGUUGGUGGCCGGGUUAGUGGUAGCCAGAUGGAAAGCAUGGCCAGCUGUAGCAAAAUGCUUGUUGAAAUUCUCGAUUAUUGUAGAUUUAUCGGUGGUGAUAGUGUUUCCUAGCCUCAGUGCAGUGGGCAGCUGGGAGGAAGUGCUCUUAUUCUCCAUGGACUUUACAGUGUCCCAAAACUUUUUGGAGUUAGUGCUACAGGAUGCAAAUUUCUGUUUGAAAAAGUUAGCCUUUGCUUUCCUGACUGCUUGUGUAUAUUGGUUCCUAACUUCCCUGAAAAGUUGCAUAUCGCGGGGGCUAUUUGAUGCUAAUGCUGUACGCCACAGGAUGUUUUUGUGCUGGUCAAGGGCAGUCAAGUCUGAGGAGAACAAGGGGCUAUAUCGGUUCUUAGUUCUGUAUUUUUUGAAUGGGGCAUGUUUAUUUAAGAUUGAGAGGAAAUUACUUUUAAGGAACAACCAGGCAUCCUCUACUGACGGAAUGAGAUCUAUAUCCAUCCAGGAUACCUGGGCCAGGUCAAUUAGGAAGGCAUGCUCGCUAAAGUGUUUUAGGGAGCGUUUGACAGUGAUGAGGGGUGGUCGUUUGACCGCGGACCCGUUACUGACGCAGGCAAUAAGGCAGUGAUCGCUGAGAUCCUGGUUGAAGACAGCUGAGGUGUAUUAAGAGGGUAUGUUAGUCAGGAUGAUAUCUAUGAGGGUACCCAUGUUUACAGAUUUAGGGUUGUACCUGGUAGGUUCGUUGAUAAUUUGCGUGAGGUUGAGGGCAUCUAGCUUGGAUUGUAGGAUGGCUGGGGUAUUAAGCAUAUCCCAAUUUAGGUCACCAAGCAGUAAAAACUCUAAGGAUAAAUGGGGGGCAAUCAAUUCACAUAUGGUGUCCAGGGCACAGCUGGGGGCUGAGGGGGGUCUGUAGCAAGCGGCAAAGGUGAGACACUUACUUCUGGAAAGGUGGAUUUUUAGAAGUAGAAGCUCAAACUGUUUGGGCACAGACCUGGAUAGUAUGAUAGAGCUCUGCAGGCUAUCUCUACAGUAGAUUGCAACUCCACCCCCUUUGGCAGUUCUAUCUAGACGGAAAAUGUUAUAGUUGGGGAUGGAAAUUUCAGAAUUUUUGGUGGCCUUCCUGAGCCAGGAUUCAGACACUGCUAGAACAUCAGGGUUGGCAGAGUGUGCUAACGCAGUGAAUAACUCAAACUUAGGAAGUAGACUUCUGAUAUUUAUGUGCAAGAAACCAAGACUUUUGCGAUUACAGAAGUCAUCAAAUGAUAGCGCCUGGGGAGUAGGAGUGAUACUGAGGGCUGCAGGGCCUGGGUUAGCCUCUACAUCACCAGAGGAACAGAGGAGGACUAGAAUAAGGAUACGGCUAAAGGCUUUAAGAACUGGUCUUCUAGUGCGUUGGGUACAUAGAAUAAAGGGGGCAGAUUUCCGGGUGUUAUAGAAAAGAUUCAGGGCAUUAUGUACAGACAAGGAUAUGGAAGGAUAUGAGUAAAGUGGAGGUAAACCUAAGCGUUGGGUAACAAUGAAAGAGAUAGUAUCGCUGGAGGCAUCAAUUGAGUCGGUCUCCGCGUGUAUAGGGGGAGGGGCAAAGGAGCUAUCUAAGGCAGGUUUAGCUAGGCUGGGGGGUCUACAGUGAUAUAGUAAAAUUAGAAAUAACCGAAACAACAAUAAACUAACCAUGUUUGGGCUGAGGCUAAACAUAAACAGGAUGUAGUACCGUAAAAAGGAACAGUCCAGCAGACAUCAGCUGUAUAGCUGAGUUAUCAUAAGGUCCGGUGGUAAACUAGUGAGUAAGAGGCCACGGCUAGCGUGUGCUAGCGGGCCGGGGCUAGCAGAUGGAUGGAAUCUUCUUGGUUAACGUCGUAACCACAUCAGACGAUUUCGUCGGCAGACCAGUCGUGUCGGAUCGGCGGGGCUCCGUGUCAACACUAGGUGGUCCCGUCCGGUUGACAGAGAGGUAGAUAGCCGGGAGAUGGGCCUAGCUCAGGAUGAUUAGCCAGACCACAGCGUCCGUUUUGUUGUAGCUAGCUGAUAGCGAUGAAUCCGGAGUUAAAGGUCCAGUGAUUCAGUGAUUCCGGCGGAAAAACUGAUAUGUUCUGGGUCGAUAACGCGCUGUGCAGACUGGCCGAAUAUCCAGUGAUUAAUGUCCAGUGAUUAAAAUUAAUCCCGCAGAAAAAAUCCAAUGUUCUGGGUGAAAUACCGCUAGCUGAGGCUAAUAGCAAGUAGCUAGUUAGCUGGCUAGCUGGCUUCAACUGGAGAUUCUAGAUUCUAGAUAAAGGUAAGUCAAUAAUAGAAUCCGUUCCACAUUGAGUGAGGCGGGUUGCAGGAAAGUAUAUUUUGUAGAAGGAUGAAAAGUCUGAUAUGGAAAUAUGUACGAAAAAUACAGAAAAAUAGGGUAUUUAAAGGCUAUUUACAGACAUACGAUAAAAACACAACUGCACUACUACGCCAUCUUGGAAAAAAAAGUAUACAGUAUCUCUCGACCUGAACGUGAAGCCUUGGAGACCUACAUAAAGGAGUCUCUUGCUGCUGGUCUCAUUCGUCCCUCGUCAUCACCCCUGGGAGUAGGAUUCUUUUUUGUGAGUAAGAAGGAUGGCUCUCUUUGACCGUGUAUUGAUUAUCGGGGUUUGAAUGAUAUUACGGUCAAGAACAAGUAUCCCCUGCCCUUGAUGAGCUCUGCUUUCGACUCUUUACAGGGUGCUACUGUGUUCACGAAGCUUGAUCUACGCAAUGCGUAUCAUCUGGUCCGGAUCAGAGAGGGGGACGAGUGGUUGACUGGGUUCAAUACACCUAUGGGACAUUUCGAGUACCAAGUGAUGGCGUUUUGACUGACCAACGCCCCAGCAGUGUUCCAAAGUAUGGUGAAUGACGUUCUGAGAGAUAUGAUCGGUCUUUUUGUGUUCGUUUACCUGGAUGACAUUCUCAUCUUCUCGAAGGAGCUUUCCAGCCACGUCCAGCAUGUCAAGCAGGUCCUGCAGCGUUUAUUGGAGAACCGCCUGUUUAUGAAGGCAGAGAAGUGUGAUUUUCACGCCCACACUAUAUCCUUCCUCGGGUACAUCAUCUCCAGGGGAGUGAUUAAUCCUGUUGUGGUUCGACUCAAAUUGCCUAGGACGCUCAGAGUCCAUCCCACCUUUCAUGUCUCCUGCCUCAAGCCUGUUCUCCUCAGCCCUCUGCUGCCCCCUCCGCCUCCUCCUCCUCCUCCUCGGAUGAUCGGAGGUGGCCCUGUCUACACGGUGCGCCACAUCAUGGAUUCCAGACGGCGGGGUCGGGGUUUCCAGUAUCUCGUGGACUGGGAGGAGUAUGGUCCUGAGGAGAGGAGUUGGAUUCCUCGGCGUCAGAUCCUUGAUGCUGACCUCCUUCGUGACUUCUACAGCCUCCAUCCUGGCGCUCCGGGUAGUCCGCCCAGUGGCGUUCGUCGGAGGGGGGCUACUGUCAUGAAUCCCACUUCCUGAGUCUGUUUCUGCCUGAGUUGCCUGUUUUCUGUCUUGGAGUCUGUUCCUGAAGGUUCCUGAACGCACCCUGUCUGGUUGCCGGGCGACGAAGCUAGGCGGGAGAUCUCUCGAUUACCCGCACCUGCAUCUCAUCAGCUAUCUGCACACCUGGUCCUGAUCAUCACCUCUUCACUUCAUAAGCUCUGACCUGACAUCCAUUCCCUGCCGGAUCGUUAGCCAUGAACAGUAUGUUGUGUCAGCGUAUCAGCCUCAAGUUUUCUAGAGCUAGUUUUGUUGUUUUGUACUUUUUGGUUGCCGUGUAUUUACCUCCGUUUACUCUUUCUACAGUUAUUCUCCCGGAACAUUCACUCCACCCUUGCCUGGUCGUCGGUGGGUUCUGUAACAUCAUUGGAUCUGCCUAUUCACUUCCACCAACUCACCUCCGCUGCCCGCUCCGUCUCCUGAAUUAUCCUGCUUCCACAUUUGAGUCGUUAAAUAAAUACUCCCCUUCUGUCUACUCACCUUGUCCUGGUCUGCUUCUGGGUUCUGCUUUAGAGAAUCGUGACACCAUCCCUCCAUCCACCCCUCAUCUAUCCAUCCAUCCAUCCCUCCCUCAUCCAUCCAUCCCUCCCUCAUCCCUGUCUUUCCCCUCUGUUUCUUCUUCCCUUAUCUUUGUCCUUCCAUCUGGCUCUCCCUUUCACUUCUACCCUGACACCUCUCCCUCUCUCCUUCUCUUCUUCUCCUCCUCCUGGUGCUCUGUCGUUUGACAGCUGUCAAUCACACACACACACACUGCCAAGGUAGCAGCAACAGGGAGUUGUUGUGACCUGUGUGUGUGUGUGCGUGUGCGUGUGUGUGCAUGUGUGUGGCUGUCCAUGUGUACGUGUGUGUGUCUGUAUGUAUCCGCCUGGCACUACCUCACAUACAGUACCAGUCAAAUGUUUGGUCACACCUACUCAUUCAAGGGUUUUUCUUUAUUUUUACUAUUUUCUACAUUGUAGAAUAAUAGUGAUGACAUCAAAACAAUGAAAUAACACAUAUUGAAUCAUGUAGUAACCAAAAAAGUGUUAAACAAAUCGAAAUAUCUUUUAUAUUUGAGAUUUUUCAAAGUAACCACCCUUUUGCUUUUUGAUGACAGCUUUUGCACACUCUUGGCAUUAUCUCAACCAGCUUCACCUGGAAUGCUUUUCCAACAGUCUUGAAGGAGUUCCCACAUCUGCUGAGCACUUGUUGGCUGCUUUUACUUCACUCUGCAGUCCAACUCAUCCCAAACCAUCUCAAUUGGGUUGAGGUCGGGUGAUUGUGGAGGCCAGGUCAUGCAGCACUCCAUCAUGCAGCACUCCAUCACUCUCAAUCUUGGUCAAAUAGCUGGAGAUCAUCCAUUCACCUUCUCUGCGUCUCACAAAGACACGGCGGUUGGAACCAGAAAUCUCAAAUUUGGACUCAUCAGACCAAAGGACAGAUUUUCACUGGUCUAAUUUCCAUAGCUCGUGUUUCUUGGCCCAAGCAAGUCUCUUCUUCUUAUUGGUGUGCUUUAGUAGUGGUUUCUUUGCAGCAAUUCGACCAUGAAGGCCUGAUUCACACAGUCUCCUCUGAACAGUUGAUGUGGAGAUGUGUCUGUGACUUGAACUCUGUGAAGUAUUUAUUUGGGCUGUAAUUUCUGAGGCUGGUAAAUUAUCCUCUGCAGCAGAGGUAACUCUGGGUCUUCCUUUCCUGUGCCGGUCCUCAUGAGAGCCAGUUUCAUCAUAGCGCUUGAUGGAUUUUGCAAUGGCACUUGAAGAAACUUUAAAAGUUCUUGAAAUUUUCCAGAUUGACUGACCUUCAUGCCUUAAAGUAAUGAUGGACUGUCAUUUCUCUUUGCUUAUUUGAACUGUUCUUGCCAUAAAAUGGACUUGGUCUUUUACCAAAAAGGGCUAUCUUCUGUAUACCAACCCGACCUUGUCACAACACAACUGAUUGGCUCAAACGCAUUAAGAAGGAAAGAAAUUCCACAAAUUAACAUUUAAGAAGGCACACAUGUUAAUUGAAAUGCAUUCCAGGUGACUACCUCAUGACGCUGGUUGAGAGAAUGCCAAGAGUGUGCAAAGCUGUCAUCAAGGCAAAGGGCGGAUACUUUGAAGAAUCUACAAUAUAUUUUGAUUUGUUUAACACUUUUUUGGUUACUACAUGAUUCCAUAUGUGUUAUUUCAUAGUUUUGAUGUCUUCACUAUUAUUCUACAAUGUAGAAAAUAGUAAAAAUAAAGAAAAACCCUUGAAUGAGUAGGUGUGUCCAAACAUUUGACUGGUACUGUAAGUGCCCUGUACUGUAUAAACACUAGCACACCAGAACACAAAGCAUGUUGGCUAGCAGAUCUGAAUUACUUAACCCUCAAUAGUGCUGCUUGGCGAGUCACGAGCCAUACACACUCCAGUAUGUUCUGUAGGGUAGCCUAUGUUACGCACGAUUACAUUGACCACCUCCUCUCCAUCAUGCUCCAGCUGCACAUAUGAAUGCACGCCCACACAUGCAAUUCCUACGCUCACAUGCUCGCUAAAAGAGAAACACAUUAGUUGACGUUCUAUGCUAUCUUUUUACGCACAUAAGGUCACAUUCAGAGUUCCUGCAUGCUCCACUAUACAAACUGGCUGCAUUAGGGCCUCGCAUCAUAGCCUGAGCACAGGCAGACUCUAUCUGAAAUUCUAAUCACCAAACACAGGCAUUACUAUUCUGAUGACUAUUCCUGCUAUGCAGGCGGCUAAGCUUUCUACAAAGUUUUGGUUAAACCGUGAAGGCCAAAGCCAUUUCUUCAAAAAAACAAAUUUGUAUUAUUUUUGGAUAAACACAAUCUCAACUCUCUUCCUCUCCCUCUCUCUCUUUCUCUCUCUCUUUGGCUGCCUUUCUCCGUUUCGCUCCAAGUUCAUUUAUACAUUAUCCGUCUUUUCUUAAUAAUCUAUCCCUCUUAUCUUUCAAUUUUCCCCCUUUGCCUCCCUCCGUCUGGGCCUCCCUUUCUUCUCCUCUGUGUAAAGCACAUUACCUCUCUAUCUCCAUUUCUGUGCUGCUGUUCCUUUCUCAUUCCCCCCUCACUGCCUCCCCCUCUCCCCUUAUCUCUUCCCCCUGUAUCCCUUCAUCUCUCCUUCUUUACCUCCCCUCUUCUCUAUCUCUCCGCCUGGCUUGCUCUGCAUUCCGUGGUCCCUCGCUCCCCGCCCUCCGUGCUGUCCCCCUGGCCCUGACUGAAAUUAAAACCUGACCGUGAUGGCUUGGCCUGUCCACCUCUCCCGCCAAGGCCUGGCCAUAUGGGCCUAAGAAAUAGACCUUGAAGUAUAAGAUAAAGUACAUCAAAACUGCCACGGUCUCGCGGCUCUGUGGGCACUGUAUAUUUUUAGAUACCAUUUCACAUUUUUACAAGCUGUUUCUGUGCCUCUUUUUCUCCACCCUCCCCUCUCUCCCUCUCCCCCCCUUUCUCUCUUCUUCUCUCUCUCUCUCUCUUUCUCUUUUUCUCUCUUUUUGUUAUAGUCAGACAGACUGGUCUCAGUCUGACAGUGAGGCGAGAGUCUGCAGUGAUUAACACUGAUUAAAGUAGUUAACAAGGCUCUCUCAUUCUGUGUGUGUGUGUCGGUGUGUACACGUUUUACUAGUACACAAGAAUAGUAAACCAACUAAAAUUCAGAGAAUUUAGAACAUUUUGCCAGUCCAUUUUGUGUGUGCUCACUCACUUCCGUGUGCAUGUGUGUUUUCCCCUUUGUCUCAUUCUCACCUUGUCUUGUUUCCACAACCACCACAUUCACAGAUGAACACAACCCCAGUUUUUAACCCAGAAGUGCAAUAUCAAUCUGCAGUCUGUAAAAAACCUCCAUCUUUUUCUCCUAUUGUAUUUGUCCUUCGAAAUACGUAUUGUCCCAUAUUAGGCUACAUUAAAGUGUUUCUUCUGCCCAUUGAAGGUGUUGAUGUAGUCUCACUGGCUGCGUUUCAAAUGGCACCCUGAGAGAGAGAGAUUUUCUUUUGUUUGCCUAUUCUUGGGCAAAUGUAGUGGCCGCUCAUGGUGGGUGUCUUAUGUUCCAGUUGUUGUUUCUAGUCAGUGGACACCCCCAUGAGUGUCUUUCAGAACCCCUCCUAUAACCCCACCUGUUUUGGUUGUUGUCAGUAACUCUUUGUUAGUUCCCCCUUCUGUUUGAGCGACAUGAUUUGGUUUUCUAGCUGGGGAACGUAACAACCAGUUCUGGAGUGGGAUUUCAAAGAUGGUGGGUUUAGUGAAUUUGGAAAGUAUGAGAUUGUUUAUUUUGCUGCACUUGGUUUAGUACAUACUCCCUCUGCCAUGUAAUUCCAGCUAAUGCUCAUCUUUCUCUUCUCAAUAUAUUUGGCGGUCCUUGACGAGCCAGCCACUCAACUGUUCAUUGAUUGAUUUCAUUUGACAAUUUAACAUUUUGGGCUAUUGACUUUAUUGUGUCAAAACACAUACACACAGUACAUACAUUUUAACACUUGUCAGGGAUGACGGUCAAUGACUUAUUUCAUUGUGGUCCCUUACAUUAACAUUUAAGUCAUUUAGCAGAUGCUCUUAUCCAGAGCGACCCUUAUUUCCAUUCAUAAGAACCUUGAAUCCCUAUUAGAAGAAAAAUGAUCCUACAGCGUAAGUAAACUUGUAGAACGUCUGGGUAUUAUAUAGACACGGAGUCAGAAUAAAGAACUUGCCUUGGAGAAGACCUUGACAUAGGUUCACCCACUUUAUUGUUUUAUCACAGAUAAUACCUUGAACGUAUGUAUUCUCUCCUGUUUAGUAAGGUCUUUAUGUACCUGCCGCCCAAGUCAUGGACCUGAGACAGAGAGAGCUGGAAUAAACAGAGAGAGAAACCACGUGUUCUUGUGCCAGUCAAUUAUUCAGGAAGCAAAAUAUGGUCCAUCUUCCACCGCUCUGCUCUUGCUGCUCUAAACCUGGAUGGCCUGGACUCACCUUAUACCAGGAUACAGAUUUAGUUGCUACCUGAGUAGUUUUCCUCAGCACUGCACCAGUGUACUGUUGUGUAACGUGUAAAUAAUUACCCUGGGCGUCUUCACUUGGCUAUGUAAGGCAAGCUGUAGGUUGUUUGCACAAACAGAUAUUUUAAAGGGACAGGUUAUUUUAAGAAGGGAUCAAACAUUCAUUCAUUUUUUUCUGCUAUUUCUGUGUGUGUAUGUUGUAAUUAUUUUCACACGGUGUGCCUUCAGAAAGUAUUCACACCCCUGGCCUACACACAAUACCCCAUAAUGUCAAAGUGUAAAUAUGUUUUUCUGAAUUUUUACAAGUUAAUAGAAAAUGAAAAGCUGAAAUGUCUUCAGUCAAUAAGUGUUCAACCCCUUUGUCAUGGCAAGCCUAAAUAAGUUGCAUGGACUCACUCUGUGUGUAAUAGUGUUUAACAUGAUUUUUGAAUGACUACCUCCUCUCUAUACCCCACACAUACAAUUAUCUGUAAGGGCCCUCAGUCAAGCAGUCAAUUUCAAACACAGAUUCAACCACAAAGACCAGGGAGGUUUUCCAAUGCCUCACAAAGAAGGGCACCUAUUGGUAGAUGGGUCAAAAUAAGACAUUGAAUAUACCUUUGAGCAUGGUGAAGUUAUUAAUUACACUUGGGAUGGUGUAUCAAUACACCCAGUCACUACAAAGAUACAGGCGUCCUUCCUAACUCAGUUGCCAGAGAGGAAGGAAACCACUCUCGGGAUUUCACCAUGAGGCCAAUGGAGACUUUAAAACAGUUAUAGAGUUUAAUGUCUGUGAUAGGAGAAAACUGAGGAUGGAUCAACAACAUUGUAGUUACUCCACAAUACUAACCUAAUUGACAGAGUGAAAAGAUGGAAGCCUGUACAGAAUAGAAAUAUUCCAAAACAUUCAUCCUGUUUGCAACAAGGAACUAAAGUAAUAUUGCAAAAAUGUUGUAAAGAAAUGUACUUUAUGCCCUGAAUACAAAGUGUUAUGUUUGGGUCAAAUCCAAAACAACACCAUACUGAGUACCACUCUCCAUAUUUUCAAGUUGUGGUGGCUGCAUCAUGUUAUGGGUAUGCUUGUAAUUGUUAAGGACUGGGGAGUUUUUCAGGAUAAAUAAUAAACUAAAUGGAGCUAAGCACAGACAAAAUCCUAGAUGAAAACCUGGUUCAGACUGCUUUCCACCAGACACUGGGUGAUUAAUUCACCUUUCAGCAGGACAAUAACCUAAAACACAAGGCCAAAUCUACAUUGGAGUUGCUUACCAAGAAGACAGUGAAUGUUCCUGAGUGGCCGAGUUACAGUUUUGACUUAAAUCUACUUGAAAAUCUAUGGCAAUACCCGAAAAUGUCUAGCAAUGAUCAACAACCAAUUUGACAGGGCUUGAAGAAUUUUGAAAAUAAUAAUGGGCAAAUGUUGCACAAUCCAGGUGUGCAAAGCUCUUAGAGACUUACCCAGAAAGACUCACAGCUGUAAUCACUGCCAAAUGUGCUUCUACAAAGUAUUGACUCAGGGGUGUGAAUACUUAUGUAAAUGAGAUAUUUCUGUAUUUCAUUUUCAAUAAAUUUGCUAAAAUUUCUAAAAACAUGUUUUCACUUGUCAUUAAAGGAUAUUGUGUGUAGAUGGGUGAGGAAUAAAAUCUAUUUAAUCCAUUUAGAAUUCAAGAUGUAACACAACAAAAUGUGGAAUAUGUCAAGGGGUAUGAAUACUUUCUGAAGGCACUGUAUGGGUAACUAUGUGGACAGUGUGUGUAUAAGAAUAAGCAAUGUACAGUAUGUGUGUUGAUAUGCUCACAAGCACAAGUUUGCAUACCGUGGAUUUGUGUGUGUCCGUACAUACGUGUGUAUGUGCACGUUUGCAUAAAUCGCUGCAGUUGCUCUGGCUCAGACACUAAAGGCCACGUUACUCUAUUGAGCUUCCUGAGGUUGGCACUGUGUUGAAGGCCCAGACUAAAUAGGGUAGCACUCCUUUUCUCCUCUCGCUCUCCCUUUCUACUUCUCUCCCUCUCCAAUGAUCUCUCUCUUCUGUUCUAUCCCUCUCACUCAUCCUCUAUCUCUCUCACUCUCUCUUCCUUUCUCUCCCUUUCUCUCUUUCUCUCUCUCUCAUACUCUCUCUCAUUAUCAUUCCCCCCCCCCUCUCUCUCUCUCUCUCUCAGUGCGAACCCAAAGGAGAGGCUUAAAGAGUUAGGUUUGUGAAAGCUAACACCCCACUGUAGCAGACUUCCUAUGAGAGCUGCUGAGGCUCUCACACACUUCAAAGCUCACACUGCUCUUUGAAACCUUGGAAGUAGGUAUGGUUCUGUUGUCUUAUGGCUUCAGUGUGCUUCUUCCUGGGUUUACUUUUCUAUUUCUCGGGGCUGUUCGCUGGCAUUCUUUGUCCUUCGGUUUAUGUGUUUGUCUGUUGACUGUGUGUGUGUGUCUUACACGAGUCAAAUGUAAUGGAGUCUGUUGCACAUGUUGUUAAUGGUUGCCGCUCAUACAAAGACCUGCACAUAGCUAGACAUGACCGCCUUGUCGACCUGAUAGCUACUGAGGUGAGAGGGGUAGCCUCACCAACAGCACACAUUCACAAACCUUCUCUUGUCAUUGGAGGAUGGUUUGAUGAUGAUGUGUUUUCUUGUAUACCAACUAUGCCAGAUAUUGUUGUUGUGGGGGGACGCCGGAGGGAGAUGCUCAUUUUGGAAGUGGGUUGCUCUUUUCACUCUUACAUGGAGCAGGCCUUUGCUGACAAGUUACUGAAAUACCAGCCCCUCAUGUCACGCUUGAGCAACCUUGGUUAUCAGUGCAAGCUUGUGGUGCUGAUGUUCGGGAGUCUCUGCCAUGUACAUAGGCUGACAGUACAAGGUCAUCAGAUUGCAGGCCUGCAUAAGACAGAGGCAAAGCAGCUAACAAGGUACUGCUCCGUGUCAGCAGUCAUGGGCAGCCUUGCUGUGUGGAGAAUGAGGCGCUAACUGUACCCAUAAGUGUCCAAAUUUCCAUGUCCUUAGAAAUGUUUGUUUCCUUCUCGAGUGUAAUGUGAUUUGUGGAUUCAAAUAAAGUUUUUAAUAUACAGUGGGGGAAAAAAGUAUUUAGUCAAUAAACCAAUUGUGCAAGUUCUCCCACUUAAAAAGAUGAGAGAGGCCUGUAAUUUUCAUCAUAGGUACACGUCAACUAUGACAGACAAAAUGAGAAUAAAAAAUCCAGAAAAUCACAUUGUAGGAUUUUUAAUGAAUUUAUUUGCAAAUUAUGGUGGAAAAUUAAGUAUUUGGUCAAUAAAAAAAGUUUCUCAAUACUUUGUUAUAUACCCUUUGUUGGCAAUGACACAGGUCAAAUGUUUUCUGUAAGUCUUCACAAGGUUUUCACACACUGUUGCUGGUAUUUUGGCCCAUUCCUCCAUGCAGAUCUCCUCUAGAGCAGUGAUGUUUUGGGGCUGUCGCUGGGCAACACGGACUUUCAACUCCCUCCAAAGAUUUUCUAUGGGGUUGAGAUCUGGAGACUGGCUAGGCCACUCCAGGACCUUGAAAUGCUUCUUACGAAGCCACUCCUUCGUUGCCCGGGCGGUGUGUUUGGGAUCAUUGUUCUGCUGAAAGACCCAGCCACGUUUCAUCUUCAAUGCCCUUGUUGAUGGAAGGAGGUUUUCACUCAAAAUCUCACGAUACAUGGCCCCAUUCAUUCUUUCCUUUACACGGAUCAGUCGUCAUGGUCCCUUUGCAGAAAAACAGCCCCAAAGCAUGAUGUUUCCACCCCCAUGCUUCACAGUAGGUAUGGUGUUCUUUGGAUGCAACUCAGCAUUCUUUGUCCUCCAAACACGACGAGUUGAGUUUUUACCAAAAAGUUCUAUUUUGGUUUCAUCUGACCAUAUGACAUUCUCCCAAUCCUCUUCUGGAUCAUCAAAAUGCACUCUAGCAAACUUCAGACGGGCCUGGACAUGUACUGGCUUAAGCAGGGGGACACGUCUGGCACUGCAGGAUUUGAGUCCCUGGCGGCGUAGUGUGUUACUGAUGGUAGGCUUUGUUACUUUGGUCCCAGCUCUCUGCAGGUCAUUCACUAGUCCCCCCGUGUGGUUCUGGGAUUUUUGCUCACCGUUCUUGUGAUCAUUUUGACCCCACGGGGUGAGAUCUUGCGUGGAGCCCCAGAUCGAGGGAGAUUAUCAGUGGUCUUGUAUGUCUUCCAUUUCCUAAUAAUUGCUCCCACAGUUGAUUUCUUCAAACCAAGCUGCUUACCUAUUGCAGAUUCAGUCUUCCCAGCCUGGUGCAGGUCUACAAUUUUGUUUCUGGUGUCCUUUGACAGCUCUUUGGUCUUGGCCAUAGUGGAGUUUGGAGUGUGACUGUUUGAGGUUGUGGACAGGUGUCUUGUAUACUGAUAACAAGUUCAAACAGGUGCCAUUAAUACAGGUAACGAGUGGAGGACAGAGGAGCCAGUUACAGGUCUGUGAGAGCCAGAAAUCUUGCUUGUUUGUAGGUGACCAAAUACUUAUUUUCCACCAUAAUUUGCAAAUAAAUUCAUUAAAAAUCCUACAAUGUGAUUUUCUGGAUUUUCUUUUCUCAUUUUGUCUGUCAUAGUUGACGUGUACCUAUGAUGAAAAUUACAGGCCUCUCUCAUCUUUUUAAGUGGGAGAACAUGCACAAUUGGUGGCUGACUAAAUACUUUUUCCCCCCACUGUAUGUGUGUGUGUUUGCAUGCGUGAGUGCGUGCGUCUGUGUGUCCUAGUGUGGGCACGUGUCUGUGCGCGUGUGCGUGUCCACAUACCUCCUCCAGGAGUCCUCUCACCCCUUGGCUCUUCUACACCAUUGUCUCAUCAAUGUGGCCUGUAGCCUGAGAGGAGACAUGUCUACAGGAUAAGCACUGUGUUCUCGUAUGCCUUCGCCGAAACAACAUGUGCCUGACAUUCCCACUGAGGAGGGCACUGUGGAGAAUUCACUGUGAUGAGAGCCUCCAUUCUCUGACACAACCCAUUUCGAGUGAGCUCUCAGAUAGCGAGCCUUGUCUACACCACAGCUUUUUGUAUUGGUAUCAAUACAGCUCUUCUGAGAGAACGAGGGAAUAGAUAAAGAAAGAGAGAGAAUGAGAUCUGCUUUUCAUCAGGAGGCACUUUGAGAAAGAAUAGAGGUGAGCCAGAGGCCUUUAAUAUCCACUCACAAUUAGAGACUCACCUUCAGAGACAAAUGAGAGAGGGCAGAGGGCAAAUGGCUCCUCAUUCCUCACAGUGCACUGCUUUUGACCAGAGCCCAUAUGGCUCUGGGCCUGGUUUCCCAAAGGCAUCUUAAGGCUAAGUUCAUCGUUAUAGCAUAGGAUCAAGUAGAACUAAUGAUGAACUUAGCCUUAAGAUGCUUUUGGGGAACUGGGCCCUGGUCAAAAGCAGUGUACAAUAUAGUGUAAAUAGAGUGCCAUUUGGCAUACAGACAUACACUCCUCUCAUACCUCUGCUGAUAGAAAAUACAUUAUUAUAGGCUAGUAGUUUUGUACUUCUGAAGUACACUGUAAAGAAAGUACUUCAAAGUCUGGUAUUUAUUUGUUGUGUUGUGACAUCACCUGGUGGUCUUUUACUAUCAGCUCUCCACUAAUCAGAGAGCGGCCUUUGUUUCCACCUGCCCCCUCUAUUGGCUGUUUUGCCUGAGAGGGAGACUGUCACAUGCUGGAAUCACUACAGUCAUUGGACGGUAUUCAUUUAGUAGCUCCAAUCUGACCUGGCUCCUCUAUGGGGACCUGUUUCCCUAAUGUGUGCAGUCAGACUCAAUUACACAGACUGGUGCUGUGUGUGUGCAUGCGUCGGUUUGUGCAUGCGUCUCUGUGUGUGUAAAGUGUAGAGCAGCACCCACUACCACCACCCUGAGUCAUCUCUGAAUCAUCACUAGACUCCAGUCAGAUCCAGGGGUAAUCCCAGGCCUGAAAGGCUGCAGCGUCUAGCUCUUUUUUUCCCCACGCCUCAGCAUUUGUUUUCAGCCUCCAUUUUGGAUCGAAACACAGUAAAUUGUGCGUUAAUUACGAGGCUAACCAAAUCAGCGGAGGGAGGAUUUGCUGGAGACCGUGUGUACUUUUACUUGGAGAUUAUGUAAUGACUUUUGGUGUUGAGGUACGAGAAAAAACCGCAGAGCCUGUCCCUGUCUCAUUCCGCAGCUAGAGGAGCCUGUCGGUCUUCUAUUAGUUAGACAAUUGGAGAAAUCAGAGGAAGACAUUGAUUCUGCAUCACUAUGUUACUGGUACAUUUAUUACAUGGGUUCACCUGUGUUGUAACUGUAAAUCCUUAAUGGUGACCUUGAGGGAGAGGAUUGAUGAUGAUGAUGACGAUUUUAUUGGGAUUGAAUGAAGGUUGUUUGAUGGUCAGACUAAGAAACCAAUCUGAAUGUGAGCGGCAUGUAUACUGAACAAAAAUAUAAACGCAACAUGCAACAAUUUCAACAAUUUUACUGAGUUACAGUUCAUAUAAGAAAAUCAGUCAAUUGAAAUAAAUUAAUUAGGCCCUAAUCUAUGGAUUUCACAUGACUGGGCAGAGGCGCAGCCAUGGGUGGGCCUGGGAGGGCAUAGGCCCACCCACUGGGGAGCCAGGUCCAGCCAAUCAGAAUGAGUUUUUCCCCACAAAAGGGCUUUAUUACAGACAGAAAUACUCCUCAGCUUCAUCAGCUGUCCUGGUGGCUGGUCUCAGACGAUCCCGCAGGUGAAGAAGCCGGAUGUGGAGGUCCUGCGCUUGCGUGGUUACACGUCGUCAGCGGUUGUGAGGUCGGUUGGACAUACUGCCAAAUUCUCUAAAACGACGUUGGAUGCGGCUUAUGGUAGAGAAAUUAACAUUAAAUUAUCUGGCAACAGCUCUGGUGGACAUUCCUGCAGUCAGCAUGUCAAUUGCACGCUCCCUCAAAACGUUAGAUAUCUGUGGCAUUGUGUUGUGUGACAAAAAGUGGCCUUUUAUUGCCCAGCACAAGGUGCACCUGUGUAAUGAUCAUGCUGUUUAAUCAGCUUCUUUAUACGCCACACCUGUCAGGUGGAUGGAUUAACUUGGCAAAGGAGAAAUGCUCACUAAAAGGGAUGUAAACAAAUUUAUGCACACAAUUUGAGAGAAAUAAGCUUUUUGUGCAAAUGGGACAUUUCUAUGGAUCUUUUAUUUCAGCUCAUGAAACAUGGGAUCAACACUUUACAUGUUGCGUUUAUAGUUUUGUUCAGCGUAGAUACACUAACACUACUAAUACUAACAGUCAAUGCUGUUACUGUAACAGCAGUGACAUGAAUGUAACGAUAAUGAACCAUGUAACAUAAUGAAUCAUGUAACGGUAUUGACCAUUUUAUGAAUGCAAUGGCAAUCUCAGACUAAAGUAUGUAGCGAAUGACAGAGCAACGGAAUAAUUUAGUGUGAGUCGUGAGGCUAGGACAGACAGCAGCCUGCAUGUGAACAGCGUGUAGAUCUAGUGAUCUACUAUUACUAACAGUCAAUGCUUUUACGGUGAUGGUAUUGACAGUGAUGUAACAGUAAUGACUAACAUGAAUGAGCAUAUUAUUUAUACUCAUCCACAAUGGAGAGGUUUGGUUGGAUAUGAUGGUCAGACAGCAGCCUGCAUGUAAACAGCAUGUAGAUGUACUAUUACUAACAGUCAAUGCUGUUACUCUAACAGUAUUGUCUGUGAUGUAACGGUAAUGGACAUUUAGUUUAUGCUCAUUCACAAUGGAAGUUGGUUUGGUUGAAAAUUUGAUUUUAUUUAGAUCUUACACUGCAGAACAGACCGCUAGUUUCUGUCCACUGUGGUCUGUGGUCUUUCUCUUUUACAGUAUCUUUGUUAUUUAUUGAUAGUUGCUGUAUUCUCAAAAUACUUGUUUUAGUGGAGACAGUGGUGCAAGGUACAGUGGUGCUAUCUUUGUCUUUGUCUCUCCCCUCUCUCCCUCGCGCCCCUCUCUCUAGGCUGUCUUCACCAGCUUGUGCUGGCUGUACUAACGAGCAGUGCUUUCCCACUCAUAGGAAAAUGAUGAUGAGACAGCAGAAACGACACAGAGACAAUGCACAGCGGGGAGAGAGAGGAUGAGAAAGAGAGGCACCAUUACUCUUUUGUCCCUGCACUACUACAUAUAUGUGUAUCCCUGGGGUGCACUACAUUUCUGUCUCUCCCUCUGCCUUCCGUUCUCUCCAUUUUAUUCACUUGUUUGUCAUCAUUCACUGUAUUUUCCCCUCUUUGUCCUGUUUAGUUUCUCCCAUAGACCUCCCCCUCUUCCCACUUUUCUCCCUCUCUCUGUUGUUAAAUCUUCCUCCCUUCCCAACCCCUCCUUGCCCCACCACCUCAUGUGUCAUGUGUCACUAAGUGGACUGCUUAUACGCUGAACAAAAAUAUAAAUGCAACAUGUAGGUCCCAUGUUUCAUGAGCUGAAAUAAAAGAUCCCAGAAAUGUUCCAUAUGCACAAAAAGCUUUUUUCCAUAUGCUCAAAUUUUGUGCACAAAUUAGUUUACAUCCCUGUUAGUGAGCAUUUCUCCUUUGCCAAGAUAAUCCAUCUACCUGACAGCUGUGACAUAUCAAGAAGCUGAUUAAAUAGCAUGAUCAUUACACAGGUGCACCUUGUGCUAGGGACAAUAAAAGGCCACUCUAAAAUGUGCAGUUUUGUCACACAACAAAAUGUCUCAAGUUUUGAGGGAGCGUGCAAUUGGCAUGCUGACUGCAGGAAUAUCCACGAGAGCUGUUGCCAGAUAAUUGAAUGUUAAUUUCUCUACCAUAAACCGCCUCCAACGUUGUUUUAGAGAAUUUGUCAGUACUUCCAACCGGCCUCACAACCGCAGACAACGUGUAUGGCGUUGUGUGGGCGAGCGGUUUGCUGAUGUCAACGUUGUGAACAGAGUGCCCCAUGGUGGCGGUGGGGUUAUGGUAUGGACAGGCAUAAGCUACGGACAAUGAACACAAUUGCAUUUUAUCUAUGGAAAUUUGAAUGAACAAAAAUACCGUGACGAGAUCCUGAGGCCCAUUUUGAGACCCUUUUUUUUUUUUUUUGAUAUAUUUGACCAACAGAUGCAUAUCUGUAUUCCCAGUCAUGUGAAAUCCAUAGAUUAGGGCCUAAUGAAUUUAUUUAAUUUUACUGAUUUCCUCAUAUGAACUGUUACUCAGUAAAAUCAAUGACAUUAUUGCCUGUUGCGUUCAUAUUUUUGUUCAGUAUACGUCUGACUCCACACACCUAUAGAGCAUCACCUCGUCCAUCUCCCUCCUCCUCCCUCCUCCUUCUCCUCCUCUGAUUCUGUCUGUGCCUUUAUGACGGAACUGUGAUCUAAAAUUCUGUCAUCAUGUUAAGUGCGCUACUAAAGCCGCAGUGUUCAACACUCACUCACACACACCCACAUGCACACACACACUUGUAAAUGCACACACACUCUCACUCAUUCCUUUCCCCCUACUCUCUCAAUGACUGAAGCUCCUUUCCUGCAUUUCUACCCCAUUUGCAUCCAUGAUUCCCCAUCAUCACAUUCUCCAUCUUUCCUCUUCCUUUCCCUCUUUUACUAUCUCUUACUCUAUUCUCCUCUCUCUCUCCUCCCCCCUCUUUCUCUUUCCCCUGUCUCGUUUUCUUCCCUCCCCCUCUCUCUCCCAUUCUCUCUAAAUAUAGUCCCUUUGAAGCAUGGCUGUGUUGUUUCUUUUUGCAACACUGCGAGACAAAAAUCUGUCAUCCAACAUCUGAGAGAGGAGUGGGGUACGAGCAAGGAGAUAAGAUUGAUGGCAAGGAAAGAACAGUGGUUAAGGGAUAUGAUAUUCAUCUGUCUGCUAGAGAGAGAGAGAGAGAGAGAGAGAGAGAGAGAGAGAGAGAGACCCAUAUUUAGUCUGGGCCUUCAACACAGUGCCAACCUCAGGAAGCUCAAUAGAGUAACGUGGCCUUUUAUGUCUGAGCCAGAGCAACUGCAGCGAUUUAUGCAAACGUACACACACCACACGGUGUUGUGAUCCUCAUUUUGUAAUUGAAUAAUAAUCUCCCUUGAGACCUGACCUAGUAUUGUGUUGUGUGCGCGCAUGCGUGUGAGCGUUCACUCAUGUGUGUUUGCUAAUUUUUUGUGUGUGUGUGAGAUAGAGAGAGAUUGUAAUUGAGAUAAAGGGUGCGAGAGAGUGAGAGAGGAAACCCUAGAGCUGAAUGCAACGCAAUACUGCCGCCUAAUGUUACAUAGUAGUCAAUACAGCUCCAGUUGUUGCAGAUUUCCCCUGCCAUUUAUCCUGACACAGAUUCCUACCCACAGCUAAGGAUACUUCAUAUCUCAUUAAUUGCCCUUUCCAUCCCUUCAGGAUAAGCAUAAGAAGUUUGUAUGAUAAUACUUUGUACAGUUAUGAUAAUGAGUAUACAUAGAAUGAUUAACAGCCAUGUUAUGAGGUAGGAUGUUAAAUCAUGUCACCUCAUUUCCUCACUUAAGGCUAAAGCGACGUCACAUGUCCCAACCCAAGAUUGACCUUCUGUACCUGCUAACACACUGGUACAUUGUGUUCGAUCGCCAUGCGCGCAUGGGACCCCUUCACAUGUCAGUAUAUCCCUCCUCCCUGUGGUAGAGGAGCCACACGUCUCCAAUGGCAUGAUCUCCUUCCGCCUCACUGACGCAGACUAUGUCAUGCUCAUGGGAAUGACAGUAGGCUUGAAGGCUUGGAUAUUAUUUUCUGCAGCAACCCUGGUUGGUUUUGCCACUGGGAAUAGAGUGAGAAAAAUACUAUUUUUAUGCACAGGUAAAGUAGUCCCUUCCUGAUAAGAGUUGUAUAGUAUGCUGUUACUCAUCAAUGUAUUUGUUCUCUCCUCUCUCUCUCUCCUUCUUUUUCUCUUUCUUUAUUUCUUCUUCCUCCCUCUACCUCCACCUUUCUCUCCUUUCUCUCUCUCUCCCUCCCUCCCCCACUCUCUCUCUCCCUCCCUCUCUCUCCGUCCCUUCCUCCAUCUCCCUGUCUCCUCUCCCCUCUCUCCCCUCUCUCUCUCUCUCUCUCUCGACAGUCUACGGAGGGAGGGCUACACGGUGCAGGUGGCGGUGAACGACUACCUGGACAUCUACUGCCCGCACUACAACAGUACCGCCACCAGCCAGCGGGGGACACUGGAGCGCACCGUGGCUGAGCAGUACGUCCUCUACAUGGUCAGCUACCGCGGCUACCGCACCUGCGACCCCCAGAUUGGCUUCAAGCGCUGGGAGUGCAACCGGCCGCAUGCGCCCCACGCGCCCAUCAAGUUCUCUGAGAAGUUCCAGCGCUACAGCGCCUUCUCCCUGGGCUACGAGUUCAACGUGGGCCACGAGUACUACUACAUAUGUGAGCGGAAUAUUUCUAUACUAAGUCUGUAUAGGAGUAUAAUAAUGAUGUAAUGAUGAUUGUACUACUAUAUCUGUAAGUGGUGGAGCUGAGAUACUCGUUGUCUAUAUAGUGUUAUAGUCGAGUAAUGACAAUCGAUUGCAUGGGCUAUCUAUAUAGCGCUUGCCCAAGUGCAUGUACUUUACAUCGUAAGUGGGAAUUAGCUUCAGCCAUUAGCAAUGUGUAGCACUCACCUACAUACCUUAGUAAGUUAGAGUUGGAUUAUUACAGCAUUCAAUUUGUGAGUCAUUAAACUACAUUAGGUAAUUUAACUCUUACACCACACCCCCAAAUAUACUUUGUUCCUUUUGAAUAAAUGUACCACUAUAAAGUAACUGUGUUAAACUGCUGUAAUAAACUAUAAUGACCAUUUCACUUUGGUUGCAUCCCGUAUGGCACCCUAUUCCCUAUGUACUGCACUACUUUUGUCCAGGGCCUAUAGGUCAAAAGUAGUGCAGUAUAUAGUGAAUAUUGUGCCAUAUGGGACAAAGACAUAUUGUGCCAAAAAGCCAAAGCCAUAUUAGUUCAUAGGCUGGCCUCUAGAUGGCACAUGGCUGACAUUCUUCUGUGUUCUGUUGAAGCCACGCCCACCCAUCACCAUGGCCACAGCUGCCUGAGACUGAGAGUCUACGUCUGCUGCUCCACGGGUGGGUCUCUCUCUCUCUCUCUCUCUCUCUCUCUCUCUCUCUCUCUCUCUCUCUCUCUCUCUCUCUCUCUCUCUCUCUCUCUCUCUCUCUCUCUCUCUCGUAUACACUCACACGUACACACACUGGAGACCUGAGGCUACAGCUUCUGACAGUGAUUUACCAGUGUUCUUAUAGUGAGGUUAUAACUAUCUCACUGUGUUCCAGGGUUGUAUGUUAUUCUAUGUUCCAGGUCAUUGAUGUUCAGUGUUAUUCUGGGUCUCAGUGCUCUGAUAGUGUUUGAUAGGAAUGCUCUCUCUUCUAUCCUGAUGUGCUCUCUCCCUCUGAUGCUUUCCCCUUUCUCAGCCGCUCUCCUUUCUCUCAUUCUCUCCCUAUCUUCUCUCUCUCCCCUCUCUCUUCAUCUUCCCUCUCUAUCUUCUCUCUCUCCCCUCUCUCUUCAUCUUCCCUCUCUAUCUCUCUCUAUUUCUCUCUCUCUCCUCUCGCUCUCUCCUCUCUUGCCCUCCUCUCUCUCCUCACCAUCUCCCCCUCUCGCUCCUCUCCCCACCUCUCUGAUAGUUGAUUCUCUCUCUGAUAGUGAUGUUAUGUGUUCUUUUUUACUCCGGUAGCCUCUCUCCCCUGCAGGCCUUUGAUCAAAUCCCUGUGCUGAAAGCUCUCCCUACUUCUCUAACAUUGUCAGCAUUAAUACAUCCCACACUCAGGCCAGUGUCAGCUUCUGUGUACACAUCACCUUAACCCCCUCUCUGAGUGUCAGGGCUAAUCUAUUGAAGUGUCCACUCGGGUUGUGUGCGGGGAGGGGGGUGUUUGUGUGUGUGUGUGUGUGUAUUUUGGGGUAUAAAGUGGAUAUAAAGUGUGUGUGUAUGUGUGUCCGUGCAUUCGUGUGUGAUUUUAUGUGUGUGAUAGUGUUUACUUUACAAACCACAACCUUUAAUCUGCAAGGUCUGCUUAACAGCUUAGCUACCAUCUGAACUCAAUUGUUCUCUGCUAUUCACAUUCCACUGUAUCUCUGCCCUAUCCCUUUGGUUUUGAGAGCAUUAUUCUCUACAAAUACACAUACUUACCAUAUGCCUCAUAUCUAACAUAUUAACACACAGUACAGCAACUCUCUAUCAAUAUGUGAAAUCCUUGUACCAUAUGCUACAUCCUUCUUUGCAGUGCAAUAGAAUAUGGAUAAGCAAUGUGCAUUCUCUUUUAAAAUCUCACUGAGCUGAUGAUAAUGUAAUGCCAAGUCUAGACUAUCAGUGUGUAAUACUUUCCCUCUCAGUGAAUAUGCCUUAAUCAUCUGCUCGAUAGGAGUAAAAAUUUGCUUAACACGUCACAUAAUACGUUUCAUGGACUCACUCUGUGUGCAAUAAUAGUGUUUAACAUGAUUUUUGUAUGACUACCUCAUCUCUGUACUCCACACAUACAAUUAUCUGUAAGGUCCCUCAGUCGAGCAGUGAUUUUCAAACACAGAUUCAACCACAAAGAGCAGGGAGGUUUUCCAAUGCCUUGCAAAGAAGGGCACCUAUUGGUAGAUGGGUAAAGAUAAGACAUUGAAUAUCCCUUUGAGCAUGGUGAAGUUAUUAAUUACACUUGGGAUGGUGUAUCAAUACACCCAGUCACUAAAAAAGAUACAGUGGCUUGUGAAAGUAUUCACCACCCUUGGCAUUUUUCCUAUUUUGUUGCCUUACAACCUAGAAUUAAAAUGGAUUUUGGGGGGAGUUGUAUCAUUUGCACACCUUUUGCAGCAAUUACAGCUGCAAGUCUCUUGGGGUAUGUCUCUAUAAGCUUGGCACAUCUAGCCACUGGGAUUUUUGCCCAUUCUUCAAGGCAAAAUUGCUCCAGCUCCUUCAAGUUGGAUGGGCUCCGCUGGUGUACAGUAAUCUUUAAGUCAUACCACAGAUUCUCAAUUGGAUUGAGGUCUGUGCUUUGACUAGGCCAUUCCAAGACAUGUAAAUGUUUCGCCUUAAACCACUCGAGUGUUGCUUUAGCAGUAUGCUUAGGGUCAUUGUCCUGCUGGAAGGUGAACCUCCGUCCCAGUCUCAAAUCUCUGGAAGACUGAAACAGGUUUCCCUCAAGAAUUGCCCUGAAUUUAGCGGCAUCCAUCAUUCCUUCAAUUCUGACCAGUUUCCCCACAGCAUGAUUUCCCCACAAACAUCUCCACAGCAUGAUGCUGCCACCACCAUGCUUCACUGUGGGGAUGGUGGUCUCGGGGUGAUGAGAGGUGUUGGGUUUGCACCAGACAUAGCGUUUUCCUGGAUGGCCAAAAAGCUAAACUUUAGUCUCAUCUGACCAGAGUACCUUCUUCCAUAUGUUUGGGGAGUCUCCCACAUGCCUUUUGGCGCACACCAAACGUGUUUGCUUAUUUUUUUCUUUAAGCAAUGCCUUUUUUCUGGCCACUCUUCCGUAAAGCCCAGCUCUGUGGAGUGUACGGCUUAAAGUGGUCCUAUGGACAGAUACUCCAAUCUCUGCUGUGGAGCUUUGCAGCUCCUUCAGGGUUAUCUUUGGUAUCUUUGUUGUGAGUUUUGGUGGGCGGCCCUCUCUUGUCAGGUUUGUUGUGGUGCCAUAUUCUUUCCAUGUUUUAAUAAUGGAUUUAAUGGUGCUCCGCGGGAUGUUCAAAGUUUUGGAUAUUUUUUUAUAACCCAACCGUGAUCUGUACUUCUCCACAACUUUGUCCCUGACCUGUUUGGAGAGCUUCUUGAUAUUAAUGGUGCCGCUUGCUUGGUGGUGCCCCUUGCCUAGUGGUGUUACAGACUCUGGGGCCUUUCAGAACAGGUGUAUAUAUACUGAGAUCAUGUGACAGAUCAUGUGACACUUAGAUUGCACACAGGUGGACUUUAUUUAACUAAUUAUGUGACUUCUGAAGGUAAUUGGUUGCACCAGAUCUUAUUUAGGGGCUUCAUAGCAAAGGGGGUGAAUACAUAUGCACGCACCACUUUUCCGUUAUUAAUUUAUUAGAUUGUUUUGAAACAAGUUAUUUUUUUCAUUUCACUUCACCAAUUUGGACUAUUUUGUGUAUGUCCAUUACAUGAAAUCCAAAUAAAAAUCAAUUUAAAUUACAGGUUGUAAUGCAACAAAAUAGGGAAAACGCCAAGGGGGAUGAAUACUUUUGCAAGGCACUGUACAGGCGUCCUUCCUAACUCAGUUACCGGAGAGGAAGGAAACCGCUCAGGGAUUUCACCAUGAGCCAAUAGUGACUUUCAAAUAGUUACAAAGUUUAAUGGCUGUGAUAGGAGAAAACUGAGGAUGGAUCAAAAGCAUUGUAGUUACUCCAAUAUACUAACCUAAUUGACAGAGUGAAAAGAAGGAAGCCUGUACAGAAUAAAAAUAUUCCAAAACAUGCAUCCUGUUUGCAACAAGGUACUAAAGUAAUACUGCAAAGCAAUUCACUUUUUGUCCUGAAUACAAAGUGUUGUGUUUGGGGCAAAUCCAAUACAACACAUUACUGAGUACCACUCUCCAUAUUUUCAAUAAUAGCGGUGGCUGCAUCACAUUAUGGGUACGCUUGUAAUCGUUAAGGACUGAGGAGUUUUUCAGGAUAAAAAAGAAAUGGAAUUGAGCUAACCACAGGCAAAAUCCUAGAGAACACUUGGUGAUUAAUUCACCUUUCAGCAGGACACUAACCUAAAACACAAGGCCAAAUCUACACUGGAGUUGCAUACCAAGAAGACAGUGAAUGUUCCUGAGUGGACGAGUUAAAGUUUUGACUUAAAUCUGCUUGGAAAUCUAUGGCAAGACCUGAAAAUAGUUGUCUAGUAAUGAUCAACAACUAAUUUGACAGGGCUUGAAGAAUUUUGAAAAGAAUAAUGGGCAAAUGUUGCACAAUCCAGGUGUGGAAAGCUCUUAGAGACUUACCCAAAAAGACUCACAGCUGUAAUCGCUGCCAAAGGUGAUUCUAACAUGUAUUGACUCAGGGGGUUGAAUACUUAUCUAAUCAAGAUAUAUUAGUAUUUUAUUUUUCAUGACUUCUUUUUACAAAUGUUAGAAUUAUUCUUCCACUUUGAGAUUACAGAGUAUUUUGUGUAAAUUGUUGACAAAAAAUGACAAUUAAAUCCAUUUGAAUCCCACUUUGUAACACAAUAAAGGGGGUGUGAAUACUUUCUGAAGGCACUGUAAGUAGUGCACUAUAUAGGGAAUAGGGUGCCAUUUGAGGCGCGACCUGCUCUCUGGUCAAAAGUAGUGCACUAUAUAGAGAAGUGACUGCCCAGUUAGUGUGUAAAAUAAGUAGUGUGGGCAUUUUAAUGACUUUGCAUAUUUGUGUUCCUCUCUCUCCAAGUCUCCCACGGUGAUGAUUCCAGUCAGACACCACCUGACUACACAGUCAGGCCCAAUAUCAAAAUACACAACAUUGGUGAGUGCUCUCUAUUCUAUCCUGAUGUGCUCUCUCUGAUGCGUUCCCCCACUCUUUCUGCCCCUCUCUCUCUCUCUUUCUGCCCCCCUCUCUCUCUCUCUCUCUCUCUCUCUCUCUCUCUCUCUCUCUCUCUCUCUCUCAGUAAUGGCAUAAUAUUAUUUAUAUGGGUUCUGAAUACCACCUUGCUUACACUCACACACAGACACACACAUUAUCUUUCUCUUUCUUUCUCUCUGUCACAAACACAUACAACCACACACACACACAAAGUUGUUCAAUGGUGGCCGGAUGGCUCAUGACCGAGCUUAUGGAGAAAAAUAAAUAAAGUAAAUGCACAUAGUCCAAACAACCCAGAAUGCCUUGGGGCCUCCUAAUGCAUCCUUCUGUACUUAAUGCAUUAGUGGCAUCAACAAAAAGAGGACACAAUAAAAGUUAUAACCCAUAAACACUUGUGUAACCCUGAUGGCCUCGCUGGCCACAUUGACCGCCCACACUCUCACCCUCUGGGCCUGUCUUGGCCUUGGAUUAGCUUUACCUCGCCCUCUCUCUCUCCUGAUCGGUGUUUUUACUACCUCUUCUGUUAUAUUUAUGUUUCCUAUUGGAUGUUUCCCCCAUUCACCUGUAUGUGAGUCAAAGAACACCCUAGAGCAGUGCUCCAGUUUACAGUAUCCCUAAGAACACCUACUGUACCAGCUCCAUGUAUACCUCAUUGAUAGAUGACCCCUGUGCCAAUGCUCAUGUACUGUAUGUUGUACUCAACUGACAGUAAAGGGACUUGGCUUUUCAAUAAACACUAUGAGGGAGAAAUGGUUUGAGUUGUAUACAAUAUCUGACAUUACCAAUGUCUCUCCAAGGCCUGAUUCCCAGUUUAGCUAACACUACCUCUCAGAUUACAACCUCUCACUUUUGGUUAUUUGAAAAUGAAAUAAUCUCCAAAAUAUCGCUAUUUUUAAAACAAGCUAUAGAAAGCUGGUUGCAAUUUCAGUUUAAGCCACCAGAACAUACAAAUUGAUUAAAAAAAUAAAUAUUUUUGGAAAACAUUUUUGGAAAAAUAGGACUGGGGGAGUUGCACAUUUUUGCAGUUAACAAAAAUAAAUGGAAACGUCUGCUCUAUCCAAAAUUACAACCAUCAAUCAAUCAAUCAAUUUUAUUUUAUAUAGCCCUUCUUACAUCAGCUAAUAUCUCGAAGUGCUGUACAGAAACCCAGCCUAAAACCCCAAACAGCUAGUAAUGCAGGUGUAGAAGCACGGUGGCUAGGAAAAACAACCAACUGAUUGCAGCAUUACAGCAAUGGAAGGGGGAGGAGAUAAGAAACUGUUGGCCCUGCAUUAAAGACCAAAAUUGGUUAAAGAAAAUGGUGAUAAAUAAAAAAGUAUACCAGUUUAAUUUAAGGAACAAAAAAUUGACAGCUGCACCAUACAGGUUGCAAAAUAGUUGGGAAGAGAUUUUCGAUUGACUGAUUCCAUGGCACAUUGCUUAUGAUCUGAUGCACACAACGACGCCUGAUUCAAAACUUUGUUUUUCAAUUUAAAUUAUUAUACAAAAUUCUUGCAACCAAUACAAUGAUAUACAGUGGGGAAAAAAAGUAUUUAGUCAGCCACCAAUUGUGCAAGUUCUCCCACUUAAAAAUAUGAGAGAGGCCUGUAAUUUUCAUCAUAGGUACACGUCAACUAUGACAGACAAAAUGAGAAUAAAAAAUCCAUAAAAUCACAUUGUAGGAUUUUUAAUGAAUUUAUUUGCAAAUUAUGGUGGAAAAUAAGUAUUUUGUCAAUAAAAAACGUUUCUCAAUACUUUGUUAUAUACCCUUUGUUGGCAAUGACACAGGUCAAAUGUUUUCUGUAAGUCUUCACAAGGUUUUCACACACUGUUGCUGGUAUUCUGGCCCAUUCCUCCAUGCAGAUCUCCUCUAGAGCAGUGAUGUUUUGGGGCUGUCGCUGGGCAACACGGACUUUCAACUCCCUCCAAAGAUUUUCUAUGGGGUUGAGAUCUGGAGACUGGCUAGGCCACUCCAGGACCUUAAAAUGCUUCUUACGAAGCCACUCCUUCGUUUCCCGGGCGGUGUGUUUGGGAUCAUUGUCAUGCUGAAAGACCCAGCCACGUUUCAUCUUCAUCAUAGGUACACAUCAACUAUGACAGACAAAAUGAGAAAAAUGAGAAAAAAAAAUCCAGAAAAUCACAUUGUAGGAUUUUUAAUGAAUUUAUUUGCAAAUUAUGGUGGAAAAUAAGUAUUACUACUUUGUUAUAUACCCUUUGUUGGCAAUGACACAGGUCAAACGUUUUCUGUAAGUCUUCACAAGGUUUUCACACACUGUUGCUGGUAUUUUGGCCCAUUCCUCCAUGCAGAUCUCCUCUGUUUUGGGGCUGUCGCUGGGCAACACGGACUUUCAACUCCCUCCAAAGAUUUUCUAUGGGGUUGAGAUCUGGAGAAUGGCUAGGCCACUCCAGGACCUUGAAAUGCUUCUUACGAAGCCACUCCUUCGUUGCCCGGGCGGUGUGUUUGGGAUCAUUGUCAUGCUGAAUGACCCAGCCACGUUUCAUCUUCAAUGCCCUUGCUGAUGGAAGGAGGUUUUCACUCAAAAUCUCACGAUACAUGGCCCCAUUCAUUCUUUCCUUUACACGGAUCAGUCGUCCUGGUCCCUUUGCAGAAAAACAGCCCCAAAGCAUGAUGUUUCCACCCCCAUGCUUCACAGUAGGUAUGGUGUUCUUUGGAUGCAACUCAGCAUUCUUUGUCCUCCAAACACGACGAGUUGAGUUUUUACCAAAAAGUUCUAUUUUGGUUUCAUCUGACCAUAUGACAUUCUCCCAAUCCUCUUCUGGAUCAUCCAAAUGCACUCUAACAAACUUCAGAUGGGCCUGGACAUGUACUGGCUUAAGCAGGGGGACACGUCUGGCACUGCAGGAUUUGAGUCCCUGGCGGAGUAGUGUGUUACUGAUGGUAGGCUUUGUUACUUUGGUCCCAGCUCUCUGCAGGUCAUUCACUAGGUCCCCCCGUGUGGUUCUGGGAUUUUUGCUCACCGUUCUUCUGAUCAUUUUGACCCCAUGGGGUGAGAUCUUGCGUGGAGCCCCAGAUCAAGGGAGAUUAUCAGUGGUCUUGUAUGUCUUCCAUUUCCUAAUAAUUGCUCCCACAGUUGAUUUCUUCAAACCAAGCUGCUUACCUAUUGCAGAUACAGUCUUCCCAGCCUGGUGCAGGUCUACAAUUUUGUUUCUGGUGUCCUUUGACAGCUCUUUGGUCUUGGCCAUAGUGGAGUUUGGAGUGUGACUGUUUGAGGUCGUGGACAGGUGUCUUUUAUACUGAUAACAAGUUCAAACAGGUGCCAUUAAUUAACAGGUAAUGAGUGGAGGACAGAGGAGCCUCUUAAAGAAGAAGUUACAGGUCUGUGAGAGCCAGAAAUCUUGCUUGUUUGUAGGUGACCAAAUACUUAUUUUCCACCAUAAUUUGCAAAUAAAUUCAUUAAAAAUCCUACAAUGUGAUUUUCUGGAAAAUAAAUUCUCAAUUUGUCUGUCAUAGUUGACGUGUACCUAUGAUGAAAAUUACAGGCCUCUCUCAUCUUUUUAAAUGGGAGAACUUGCACAAUUGGUGGCUGACUAUCUAUAUAUAUAUAUAUAUAUUAGGGCUGUCAAAUGAUUAAAAUUUUUAAUCAAAUUAAUCAGAAUUUUCAGUGGAUUAAUCAUGAUUAAUCACUAUUUGCAAUUACACCUGAAUCCUAACCAUUUUUUUUCUGAAAUGCAUACCAAAAGAUAAAUAACAGGACACAGAUACAUAAUUUUCAUAUUAUGUCUGUUUAUUAACACAGCCAAAUAAUGGUGUUUUAAAUCAAGCUGAAACAUACUACACACCAUAAUAUUUGUCUUUGGCUGUGGCUCUUGACGGUGGCUUAUAGAAUGAGUCUUGAGACGCCACUUGCAAAACAUCAAGGAAACCUGAGUCUUCUACAAUGCUAAUGGGUCUACAAUCCUUUGCAAUCCAUUUUGCUAUUGUGUUGGUCAAAUUAUCUGAGGUUGAUUUUGUUAAUUGCCUGCAAACAUUCAGCGUGGUCUGGCGCAAACCACUUGCUGAAUCUGACGGCCCAGCAAACGCAUGUUUGGCGUUGACAUGGUACUUCAAGCUUGAACAGCUCCGGUGAAAUUGAAACUCCUUCUUACAAAUCUUGCAAAUAACCUUGUACUUGUUAACUGUACCAUCAUCAUUCUUUUUAUAUUUGAAUCCGUCAAUAGGCCCACUUUGCUCACCUUGCUCCAUCUCGCCUCUAGCUCCCAACCACUUUCCUGACCUGAAUAAUUUGUCACACUGCGCAUGCGUGAAAUGCGUUAAAAAAAUUGACGUAAUUAACAGCAAACAACUAAUUAACGUCGUUAACGCGCUAUUUUUGACAGCCCUAAUAUAUAUAUAUAUAUACAUACAGUGGGGAAAAAAUGUAUUUAGUCAGCCACCAAUUGUGCAAGUUCUCCCACUUAAAAAGAUGAUGGACCUCCUUCCAUCAGCAAGGGCAUUGAAGAUGAAACGUGGCUGGGUCUUUCAGCAUGACAAUGAUCCCAAACACACCGCCCGGGCAACGAAGGAGUGGCUUCGUAAGAAGCAUUUCAAGGUCCUGGAGUGGCCUAGCCAGUCUCCAGAUCUCAACCCCAUAGAAAAUCUUUGGAGGGAGUUGAAAGUCCGUGUUGCCCAGCGACAGCCCCAAAACAUCACUGCUCUAGAGGAGAUCUGCAUGGAGGAAUGGGCCAAAAUACCAGCAACAGUGUGUGAAAACCUUGUGAAGACUUACAGAAAACGUUUGACCUGUGUCAUUGCCAACAAAGGGAAUAUAACAAAGUAUUGAGAAACUUUUUUUAUUGACCAAAUACUUAUUUUCCACCAUAAUUUGCAAAUAAAUUCAUUAAAAAUUCUACAAUGUGAUUUUCUGGAGGAAAAAAAAAUCUCAUUUUGUCUGUCAUAGUUGACGUGUACCUAUGAUGAAAAUUACAGGCCUCUCUCAUCUUUUUAAAUGGGAGAACUUGCACAAUUGGUGGCUGACUAAAUACUUUUUUCCCCCACUGUAUAUAGUAUGUCACAAAAGUGAGUACACCCCUCACAUUUUUGUAAAUAUUUCAGCAUAUCUUUUCAUGUGACAACACUGAAGAAAUGACACUUUGCUACAAUGUAAAGUAGUGAGUGUACAGCUUGUAUAACAGUGUAAAUUUGCUGUCCCCUCAAAAUAACUAAACACACAGCCAUUAAUGUCUAAACCGCUGGCAACAAAAGUGAGUACACCCCUUAGUGAAAAUGUCAAAAUUGGGCCCAAAGUGUCAAUAUUUUGUGUGGCCACCAUCAUUUUCCAGCGCUGCCUUAACCCUCUUGGGCAUGGAGUUCACCAGAGCUUCACAGGUUGCCACUGGAGUCCUCUUCCACUCCUCCAUGACGACAUCACGGAGCUGGUGGAUGUUAGAGACCUUGCACUCCACCUUCCGUUUGAGGAUGCCCCACAGAUGUUCAAUAGGGUUUAGGUCUGGAGACAUGCUUGGCCAGUCCAUCACCUUUACCCUCAGCUUCUUUAGCAAGGCAGUGGUCGUCUUGGAAGUGUGUUUGGGGUCGUUAUCAUGUUGGAAUAUUGCCCUGUGGCCCAGUCUCCGAAGGGAGGGGAUCAUGCUCUGCUUCAGUAUGUCACAGUACAUGUUGGCAUUCAUGGUUCCCUCAAUGAACUGUAGCUCCCCAGUGCCGGCAGCACUCAUGCAGCCCCAGACCAUGACACUCCACCACCAUGCUUGACUGUAGGCAAGACACACUUUUGUCUUUGUACUCCUCACCUGGUUGCCACCACACACGCUUGACACCAUCUGAACCAAAUAAGUUUAUCUUGGUCUCAUCAGACCACAGGACAUGGUUCCAGUAAUCCAUGUCCUUAGUCUGCUUGUCUUCAGCAAACUGUUUGCGGGCUUUCUUGUGCAUCAUCUUUAGAAGAGGCUUCCUUCUGGGACGACAGCCAUGCAGACCAAUUUGAUGCAGUGUGCGGCGUAUGGUCUGAGCACUGACAGGCUGACCCCACACCCCUUCAACCUCUGCAGCAAUGCUGGCAGCAUACGUCUAUUUCCCAAAGACAACCUCUGGAUAUGACGCUGAGCACGUGCACUCAACUUCUUUGGUCGACCAUGGCGAGGCCUGUUCUGAGUGGAACCUGUCCUGUUAAACCGCUGUAUGGUCUUGGCCACCGUGCUGCAGCUCAGUUUCAGGGUCUUGGCAAUCUUGUUAUAGCCCAGGCCAUCUUUAUGUAGAGCAACAAUUCUUUUUUUCAGAUCCUCAGAGAGUUCUUUGCCAUGAGGUGCCAUGUUGAACUUCCAGUGACCAGUAUGAGGGAGUGUGAGAGCGAUGACUCCAAAUUUAACACACCUGCUCCCCAUUCACACCUGAGACCUUGUAACACUAACGAGUCACAUGACACCGGGGAGGGAAAAUGGCUAAUUGGGCCCAAUUUGGACAUUUUCACUUAGGGGUGUACUCACUUUUGUUGCCAGCGGUUUAGACAUUAAUGGCUGUGUGUUGAGUUAUUUUGAGGGGACAGCAAAUUUACACUGUUAUACAAGCUGUACACUCACUACUUUACAUUGUACCAAAGUGUCAUUUCUUCAGUGUUGUCACAUGAAAAGAUAUACUCAAAUAUUUACAAAAAUGUGAGGGGUUUACUCACUUUUGUGAGAUAUAUAUGUAUACAGUGCAUUUGGAAAGUAUUCAGACCCUGUAACGUAUAUGCUGGGAGUCAGGAAGCAGGUGCAGAAGGUAAGUUAAAUGAUAAGAAAAGGUAGAGAAACAAAACAGGAGAAGCGUACUGAACAUGAACAAAACCAAUACUGCCUGAUGACUGAGGCUACUGAGGGCUAAUAAGAGGAGAGUAAUCAAGGUGAUGAUGAGGUCUAGGUGUGCGUAACAAUGGGGAGCAGGUGUGCAUAAUGAUGAUUGCCAGGACCUGUGGUUAGUAGACCAGCGAUUUGAGCGCCAGAGCGGGGGAGCUGGAGUAGGCGUGACAGCCGCAGGAUGACGCCGGCCAGGGGGACGGCCCCAAGGGUGAGGAGCGGGCCAGUCCAGAUGGCGGAGAUGGAAAUCCCGGACGAUGUUGGGGUCCAGGAUAUAGGCCGCCGGGACCCAACUGCGCUCCUCUGGGCCGUACCCCUACCAGUCCACCAGGUACUGGUGUCGGGAGUCCAGGAGGGACCUGACGGCAUAGGUAGGGGUCUCAUAGAUGUCCAGGGGAGGCGGAGGGGUGUCGCAGGGGACGGCACCAGCCAGGGGACCAGGAACUACCGGCCUGAGAAGGAAAACAUGAAAAGAGAGUGAGAUCCGGUAGUUGAUGGGGAGUUGUAAUUGAUAUGUUACCUCAUUGACCCUCCGGAGGACCUUGAAGGGCUCCACAAACCGGGGCCUCAGCUCCCGGCAGGGCAGGCAGAGCGGGAGGUUCCUAGUGGAGAGCCCGACGCAAUCACCAGGAUGGAACACGGGAGCCUCACGUGGGCAGCGUUCCAAACCUCCUCUGCGCGCCUGAACCACUUGUCCACCACAGGGGCUUCGGUCUGGCUCGGGGUCCAUGGGGCCAGGGCCGGCUGAUAUCCCAGGACACACUGGAAGGGAGUCAGCCCGGUGGAGGAGUGACGAAGUGAGUUCUGGGCGUACUCCACCCAGGGAAGGAACCGGGCCCAUUCCCCCUGCCGGUCCUGGAAGUGACUCCUAAGGAACCUCCCCAGAUCCUGGUUGGUCCUCUCCACCUGCCCGUUGGACUGAGGCUGUUACUCGGAUGUGAGGCUGGCUGUGGCCCCCAGCUUCUCCAUGAAGUCUCUCCAUAUACCCGCAAUGUGAAUUGGGGGCCACGGUCAAAGACGCUGUCCCCCGGAAGGCCAUAGCGCUGGAAGUCCUGCUGGAACAGUGCUUCAGCGACCUGGAGAGCGGUAGGGAGAACAGAGAGAGGGAUAAAAUGCCAGGAUUUUGAGAAUCUGUCCACAACAACCAUAACAGUGCUGAAACCAUCAGACGGGGUAACAAAAUCUAUGGACGGUUGGGACCAAGGCCGCUGAGGCACGGGAAGGGGAAGGAGUUUACAUUACAUUUACAUUUUAGUCAUUUAGCAGACGCUCUUAUCCAGAGCGACUUACAGUUAGUGAGUGCAUACAUGUAUAUAUAUAUAUAUUUUUUUUUUUCAUAACCCAUCUUGAUUCUUGACAGUCUCAGGCAGAAAUCAGUCCCAGUUUCCCUGCUGGAGCGUGCUGGGAAGAUUUGGUUUGGGCACAUAAGGAGCAGGAGUUGACGUAGCGGGCAAUGUCCUGCGCCAAGGUGGGCCACCAGUACUUUGUGGAGAUGGAUUGAAUGGUGCGGGGGAUACCUGGGUGUCCAGCGGCAAGGGAUGUGUGCGCCCAGGUCAACAGCCGAUCCCUUACCUCCGUGGGGACGUAGGUGCGCUCCAGAGGGCAGGUAGCAUGCACGGGUUCCCUCUCCAGAGCUUGACGGAUGUCCACAUCUACGUCCCAAAGCAUGGGGGCAACGAUUCAGGAGGGCGGACUGAUGGGCGCACUCAGGACAGGAACCUCUCCCGAAUCGUGGAGACGGGACAGGGCAUCAGCUUUAAUGUUCUUUGAACCUGGGCGAUAUGACAGGGUGAAGUUGAAUCUAGUGAAGAAAUGGGCCCACCUUGCUUGGCGAGGUUCAGCCGCCUCGCUGUCCGUAUGUACUUCAGGUUCCGAUGGUUGGUGAGGAUGAGGUCCUUCGUGCCCUCCAGCCAGUGUCUCCACUCCUCUAAUGCCAACUUCACCGCCAGGAGCUCCCGGUCGCCGACGUCAUAGUUCCUCUCUGCAGGAAACAGUUUCUGAGAGUAGUAUGCACAUGGAUACACUUUCUGUGGGUUACCAUGGCGUUGGGACAGGACGGCCUCCACACCCACUUCUUAGGCGUCCACCUACACAACGAAGGGCAGCUUAGGAUCUGGGUGUUUUCAGCAACAGGGCGGAGGUGAAACGCCCCUUCAGUAGGCGGAAGGCCUCAUCGGCUGCAGGACUCCACACCAACUUACGGGGACCACCCUUGAGGAGAGAGGUGAGAGGAGAGGCGAUGGAGCUGAAGUUAAUGAAGUGGCGGUAGAAGUUGGCAAACCCCAAAAACCGUUAUAGUCCCUUUACGGUGGUUGGGACUGGCCAUGACCUGACUGCCUCGACCUUCCUCUCAUCCAUCACCACUCCGUGUGGGCUGAUACGGUAUCCCAAGAAGGAGACCUGAUGGAACUGGCACUUCUCUGCUUUAACAUACAGGUGGUUCUCCAGGAGGCGUCCCAGGACUACCCCGGAUGUGGGCGAUGUGAUCCUCCAAGGUGGCCGAGUAGACCAGGAUGUCAUCGAUAUACACGACCACCUGGCGCCCGAGCAUGUCCCGGAACACCUCGUUCACGAAUGCCUGGAACUCCGACGGAAUAUUGGCUAAUCUAUAAGGCAUCACCAAGUACACCAAGCCCAGACAUCGUGCUGAAGGCAGUUUUCCAUUCAUCCCCCUCCCGGAUGCGGAUCAGAUUGUAGGCACUCCACAGGUCCAGUAUAGUAAAAGAAACAGGCCCCGCGGAGCUGUUCGAUGACAGCUGGCACCAACGAAAGAGGGUAGCGGUACUUGGUGGUGAUUGAAUUGAGACCUCUGUAAUCGAUGCACGGACGUAGACACCCGUCCUUCUUGGCCACAAAGGAGAAGCCUGCCGACGCAGGGGAGAUACCCUAUUGAAGAGCCUCCUGGAUGUACUUCUCCAUGGCCUCGGUUUCAGCCACCGACAGAGGGUAGACGCGGCUGCACGGAGGCGCAGAGUCUGCAAGCAGGUCGACGGCACAGUCUCAGGGGCAAUGAGGAGGGAGACAGGUGGCGCGGGUCUUGGAGAAAACCUCCCGGAGAUCCUGGUAAACCUCCGGGAUGUCGGGCUGGAGGGCAACCACAGGACUCUCAACCGACGUGAAACCACAGGGUAAGGAAAAGCAGGUCUUCCGACAUCCGGGUGCCCAGGAGGUGAUUUUCAUCCUCGACCAGCAGAUGGUGGGGUCAUGACGUUGGGGCCACGGGAGGCCGAGGAUGACUUUGUGCACGGGUGCGUUGAUGAUGAGGAAGGGAAGGCUUUCUUUGUGCAGGGGUCCCACGGUGAGGGUGAGUGGUGCUGUUAUGUGUGCGAUUGUGCCGGAUCCCAAUGGUUAAUUAUUCAAGGCUUGGACCGGAAAAGGAGAGGAGAAUGGGUACGAGGUGAUGUUCAGGGAGGAGGCGAGGGCCUGGUCGAUGAAAUUCCAAACGGCACAGGAGUCCACUAGAGCUGUAGAGACAACACAUGAGGAACAGCCAGCCAGUGAAAUGGAAACCAGGAAGAGUUUGGCGGAAAGCGAUGAUGAUGGAAUACUCACGCCUACCCCGGGAGACGGAUGAUCACGGGGCCGCCCCUCUGUCCCUGUGGACCCCGGAUUGGGACGCACCGGACACGGCUGAAGCUGGUGCCCCCCCUGGCUGCAAUAAGAACAUAGCCCCAGCUGUCUCCGGAGACGCCGCUCUGCCACAGAGAGGUGUGUGGCCCCUACCUCCAUGGGUUCAGGCUCUGCCUUAGGACAGCCAAAGGAGGAGGGCGAGUGGGGUGCCGGUGCUCCCGAAGAAGGUUGUCCAGACGGAUGGCCAUCGCAAUGAGCAUGUUCAAGGAAAGGUUGUCGUCCCGACACGCCAACUCCAUCUGGACCUCCUCGCGCAGUCCUCUUCGGAAUAGGGUUCAGAGCGCCAAUUGAGGGCGUACUCAGCAAUGGUCUGGGAACCCUGCCGGAGUUGGAAUAGUCGCUCUCCUCCCUCGCUGCCCUCUGGUGGAUGGUCAAAGACCGCCCUGAACAGAGCCAUGAACCUCUCGUAGGAACCCAGCGCCUCCUCUCCUCUCUCCCAGAUGGCCGUAGCCCACUCCAACGACCGUCCGGUGAGCAGGGAAAUGACUGUGGCAACCUUGGACCUCUCGGUGGUGGGAGAAAUAGAGGGAGCACUGGAGUAAGAAGCCACGGCAUUGGGAUGGAGUCCCAUCAUACUUGUCUAGGACAGUCGGGCAUCGCUAACCUGGGUGGACUGCUGGGUAGGCUGGGGGGCUGGCUUGCUGGGAUGACUCGUGAAAGGAGGCCAACCGUUAGUUGGAGCUGAAUCCUCUCGGCUGGUGUCGAGGCAGUGGAGGACGCGGAGGACCCCUUGCACAGGGUUGGUGGAGUAGGUGUCCCUGUUCGUCGACCGUCUAGGAGAUGCCUUCCUCUUCUGCUGCUUCCAUAAUAUGUGAGGCAGUAUUCUGUAAGGUAUACACUGGGAGUCAGGAAGCAGGUGCAGAAGGUAAGUUUAAUGAUAAGAAAAGGCAGAUAAACAAAACAGUAGCGUACUGAACGUGAACAAAACCAAUACUGCCUGAUUGACUGAGACUACGGAGGGCAAAAUAAAGGGAGAGUAAUCAAGGGGAUGAUGAGGUCCAGGUGUGCGUAAUGAUGGGGAGCAGGUGUGCGUAAUGAUGAUUGCCAGGACUGGUGGUUAAUACACCGGCGACGUCGAGCACAGGAGUGGGAGUAGGCAUGACAUACCCCUUGACUUUUUCCACAUUUUGUUACGUUACAGCUUUAUUCUAAAAUUGAUAGUCGUUUUUUCCCCUCAUCAAUCUACACACAAUACCCCAUAAUGACAAAGCAAAAACAAGUAUUUAGAAAUGUUUGCACAUGAUUACAAAUAAUAAACAGAUAUAUCACAUUUACAUAAUUAUUCAGACCCUUUACUCAGUACUUUGUUGAACCACCUUUGACAGCGAUUACAGCCUCGAGUCUUCUUGGGAGUUUCGCCCAUUCUUCUCUGCAGAUCCUCUCAAGCUAUGUCAGGUUGGAUGGGGAGCGUCGCUGCACAGCUAUUUUCAGGUCUUUCCAGAGAUGUUCGAUCGAGUUCAAGUCUGGGCUCUGGCUGGGCCACUCAAGGACAUUCAGAGACUUGUACCUAGGCCACUCCUGCGUUGUCUUGGAUGUGUGCUUAGGGUCAUUGUCCUGUUGGAAGGUGAACCUUCGCCCCAGUCUGAGGUACUGAGGGCUCUGGAGCAGGUUUUUAUCAAGGAUCUCUCCAAGCGGGCUGUCAUGUGUCUUUUACUGAGGAGUGGCUUCCGUCUGGCCACUCUACCAUAAAGGCGUGAUUAGUGGAGUGCUGCAGAGAUGGUUGUCCUUCUGGAAGGUUCUCCCAUCUCCACAGAGUGACCAUCGGGUUCUUGGUCACCUCCCUGACCAAGGCCCUUCUCCCCUGAUUGCUCAGUUUGGCCGGGCGGCCAGCUCUAGGAAGAGUCUUGGUGGUUCCAAACUUCUUCCAUUUAAGAAUGAUGGAGGCCACUGUGUUCUUGGGGACCUUCAAUGCUGCAGAAAUGUUCUGGUACCCUUCCCCAGAUCUGUGCCUCGACACAAUCCUGUCUCAGAGCUCUACGGACAAUUCCUUCGACCUCAUGGCUUGUUUUUUGCUCUAACAUGCACUGUCAACUGUUGGACCUUAUAUAGACAGGUGUGUGCCUUUCCAAAUCAUGUCCAAUCAAUUGUAGAAACAUUUCAAAGAUGAUCAAUGGAAACAGGAUGCACCUGAGCUCAAUUUUGAGUCUCAUAGCAAAGGGUCUGAAUACUUAUGUAAAUUAGGUAUUUCUGUUUUUUAUUUUUAAUACAUUUGCUAACAUUUCUAAAAACCAGUUUUUGCUUUGUCAUUAUGGGGUAUUGUGUGUAGAUUGAUGAGGGAAAAAAUAAUGUUAUCAAUUUUAGAAUAAGGCUGUAACAUAACAAAAUGUGGAAAAAGUCAAGGGGUCUGAAUACUCUCCGAAUGCACUGUAUAUGGGGGAUACAAUCAUUCCAGCUCUGCAGAGUUUGCUGUGAAGAGAUUAGAUCACUUGUUUUGGUACUGCCCUUAUGUAGCUUGUUUUUGGUCGCAGAUUCAGGAAUGGCUGAAGAAUUGCAACAUUUACCUGGAGCUAACUCUGCAAAUAGCACUGCUGGGUGAUUUGAAAAGUCAUAGUCAAUUGAUCAAUAAUAUAAGAAUACUCUUAGCAAAAAUGUUUCUUUAAUUUACAAUCUGUAGAAACUAUGAGAAUAGGAAGGUUCAGAACGUUUGUGAAACAUCACAGCACAGUGGAAAAAUAUAUUGGUCAAAUCAAAACUGGAUGGUCUUCAGAGAUAUAUGGGAGACUGUUGGAAAAGCAUUCCAGGUGAAGCUGGUUGAGAGAAUGCCAAGAGUGUGCAAACCUGUCAUCAAGGCAAAGGGUGGCUAUUUGAAGAAUCUCAAAUAUAAAAUAUAUUUGGUUUGUUUAACACUUUUUUGGUUACUACAUGAUUCCAUGUGUUAUUUCAUAGUUUUGAUGUCUUCAUUAUUAUUCUACAAUGUAAAAGAUAAAGAAAAACCCUUGAAUGAGUAGGUGUGUCCAAACUUUUGACUGGUAGUGUAUAUACACUGAACAAAAAUAUAAACGCAACAUAUAAAGUGUUGGUCCCAUGUUUCAUGAGCUGAAAUAAAUGAUCCCAGACAUUUUCCAUACGGACAAAAAACUAAUUUCUCUCAAAUGUUCUGCACAAAUUUGUUUACAUCCCUGUUAGUGAGAAUUUCUCCUUUGCCAAGAUAACCCAUCCACCUAACUGGUGUGGCAAAUCAAGAAGCUGAUUCAACAGCAUGAUCAUUACACAGGUGCAUCUUGUGCUGAGGACAAUAAAAGGCCACUCUAAAAUGUGCAGUUUUGUCACACAACACAAUGCCACAGAUGUCUCAAGUUUUGAGGGAGCGUGCAAUUGGCAUGCUGACUGCAGGAAUGUCCACCAGAGCUCUUGCCAGUUGAAUGUUCAUUUUUCUACCAUAAGCCGCCUCCAACGUUGUUUGGAGAAUUUGGCAGUACGUCCAACCGGCUUCAGAACCGCGUCGUGUGGGCGAGCAGUUUGCUUACGUCAAUGUUGUGAACAGAGUGCCCCAUGGUGGCGGUGGGGUUAUGGUAUGGUCAGGCAUAAGCUACGGACAACGAACACAAUUGCAUUUUAUCGAUUUGAAUUUGAAUGCACAGAGAUACCGUGACGAGAUCCUGAGGCCCAUUGUCGUGCCAUUCAUCCGCCGCCAUCACCUCAUGUUUCAGCAUGAUAAUGCAUGGCCCCAUGUCGCAACGAUCUGUACACAUUUCCUGGAAGCUUAAAAUGUCCCAGUUCUUCCAUGACCUGCAUACUCAAUGUGCCAUUUCCCAACAAUAUCUAGCAACUUCGCACAGCCAUUGAAGAGGAGUGGGACAACAUUCCACAAUCAACAGUCUGAUCAACUCUAUGCGAAGGAGAUGUGCCGCGCUGCGUGAGGCAAAUGGUGGUCACAACAGAUACUGACUGAUUUUCUGAUUCACGCCACUACCUUUUAAAAAAGUUAUAUGUGACCAACAGGUGCAUGCAUAUCUGUAUUCCCAGUCAUGUGAAAUCCAUAGAUUAGGGCCUAAUGAAUUUAUUUCAGUUGACUGAUUUCCUUAUAUGAACUCAGUAAAAUCUUUGAAAUUAGUGCAUGUUGCGUUUAUAUUUGUGUUCAGUAUAUAUUUACAAAAAAAUAUGAGGGGGAUUGGAAAUUAUGCAGACAAUUACAUUGAUAGAAUCCACAAUCUAUCUGCAAUAUUAAAUCUGAUCCACCCCAUAAAAAAACACUACCUUACACAAUCAGGAACACUAUUCCACCUAAUACAGUGUCAAUAUUCUCUAACUUUGCAGCAUACUAACUUCCUGUUCAGGUUAACACUCACUUACUGUUUCUAUGGAAGAAACUCACUCAACGCCCCUCCCUGUUUGUGAUAGCAUACUGAUGAAAUCCUUGUCAGCUAAUCUCAUGGAGUUAAAUAAAGGACUCGUCUUUGUAUUUGUGCAAUUAUGGCAUCUGUGACAGCCAUUGAGGCUGUCUCCAAGUAGUCAAUGUUAUUUUUCUUAUGUGUUUGAAAAAGGUUUAAAGCUAAUAUUGGUGAUUUACCGCCACCUGUAGUGCUGGAGUCCUGAAUCAAAUCUUGUGGGUUUAUUAUGGCCACUAGAUGGUGGUUAUAUAGCUUAAAGCCAUUAACUAACCAUAGGCCAUCCAAUUUGAAGAAGAGGACCAUGCUCUGAUCAUUGGCUGAUCGCUCCAAACCCAUAGGAAUCCCCACCCAAUUGACUGCUUUAAAAUGGUGGAAGCCCUCAGUGGCAUGCUAAAAUGGCUUAUAUCCAUCUGGUCCUCUAUCUAACUCUAUGGGCAAUCUAGCUGUCAGCUGGAACAGUCUCAGUUUACCACAUGUACUCAACUUGACCCGGCCCUAUCACUUUACCAUAUUACUUUAUUUGACCAUGCCACUGGUGUGGAUGUCAGGGUUAUGUGUCAUCGUCGUAGCCGACAGACAUGUUUCCUAAUAUUUCUAAGAAUGGCUUUGACAUGGCAGAUGCACAGACAAACCGGAUGAGUUGGAUGUUGUUCCUUCUUUUGAGUCACCGGGAAAAAAAUCUAGACAUUUCCACCGAACGUGGAAGUGUCAUUCGUCGGUGUCUAUACCUGGAUGCUCGUCGUAUCAGUCGUACCAGUGUCACAUCUUGUAUGUAUGUCUCUCUUAGUUUGUUAACUCUUCAGUGUCUGUCCCCAUAGGGGUCUAUAGGGAGGCUCAGGAUUCUGGUCACACAUCCCAGGCUUACUUUUCCUUGUUCUCUCUCUUGCUCUCCAGCUAUUGUAGGAUUGUGCCUAAUCAAUGGGUUUGUUCUAUGUUCAUUUCAUUUCAUUGCAAAUCCUGCUAGAUGAAGCUGAAUCAUUAGAAUAUAAAUAUGCGUACAUUUAAAGAUGAACAACAAAGUGUGUUUAUUCCUCCUCCCAAGAGGGAAUGUGGCAUCAUAUGUAGCAGCACUGAUGAUAAUUGCAGAUUUUUGUAAAAAUUCUCUCUGUUCUCUACAUGUGGAUGUGCAUUAUUUGUAUGCAUUGCACAACAUCAGCUGUAGAUUGAUUGAGUUAAUGUGUCAGUGAAUGUGUAAUUUGAUUCUCUCUCUCUCUCUCUCUCUCUCUCUCUCUCUCUCUCUCUCUCUCUCUCUCUCUCUCUCUCUCUCUCUCUCUCUCUCUCUCUCUCUCUCUCUCUCUCUCUCUCUCUCUCUCUCUCUCUCUCUCUCUCUCUCUCUCUCUCUCUCUCAGAUGAAUUUAACCCUGAAAUUCCCAAACUGGAGAAGAGCGUCAGCGGCAGCAGCCCAUCACGCGAUCGCCUUCUGCUCACCGUGGCAACACUGCUCAUCUCCGCCCUCCUGGUCUCCUAG